AUGGAGGGAGGGGAACAGAGGGACGAGGGAGGAGGAGACAUGAGGGAGGAGGGAGAGGGAGAGGGGGGACGAGGGAGGAGGGACAUGAGGGGAGGAGGGAGAGGACAGGGAGGAGGGAGAGAGGGACAGAGGGAGGAGGGAGAGGGACAAGGAGGAGAGAGAGGAGAGGGAAGAGGGAGGAGGGAGAGGGACAGAGGGAGAGGGAGAGGGAGGAGAGGGACAGAGGGAGGAGGGAGGGACAGAGGGAGGAGAGGAGAGGGACAGAGGGAGAGGGACAGAGGGAGGAGGGAGAGGGACAGAGGGAGGAGGGAGAGGGAGAGGGACGAGGGAGAGGAGGAGAGGGAGAGGGAGAGGGAGAGGGAGAGGGACAGAGGGAGAGGGACAGAGGGAGAGGGGAGAGGGACAGAGGGAGAGGGACAGAGGGAGAGGGAGAGGGACAGAGGGAGAGGGAGGAGGGAGAGGGACAGAGGGACAGAGGGAGGAGAGAGGGAGGAGGGGAGGGACAGAGGGACAGAGGGAGGAGAGGGAGGAGGGACAGAGGGAGGAGGGAGGGAGCGGUAUCCUCAGAUCCUCUGGUCCUGGAGGGUCCUCUGUCAUAUCCUUUCUUUGUCCUGCUUUUCCCUGCAACACAAUUAUCCAGGGAGCAAACUUUCACUGGAAUGUGAUAUAAAAACCAGGCAAUGGUGUGGUUCAGUACCAUGCGGACGCCUCCGAGGGGGUCCGGUAGGCUGUUUGGAGUGUUUAAAACAAAAAUAAUGUCCCCCUGCAAUGAUCUCUUCACAUUACCAAUAGUUAGUCUGGUAUUAUUGGGUUCCCAGGUCAACAUUAGUCUCUGAUUUAUCAGAUUUUAGCCAUACAAACAAUCAAUCAAUCAAUCAGUCAAUCAAUACACCCCUGGCCUGGUCUGAUCUGAAUGAACUGGAGUGAUGAAAGUACCUGUCUUUAGUUUGUAGAAACAAGUGAACGCACACAACGACACUCCUAUCGAAAGUAAAAGUAAAUGGAAGUCUUGCGAGCGACGCGGCAUCUCUUAACUUUCAGACGCGCAACAAACGGCCACAAAGUGCACGGGUCGUUCAAGGACAGCUGCAGCUUUUAAUGCAUAGGACACGGAUCAUAUAGGAAGCUGUUGCGUUUACCGAGGGAUGGAGACACUCGACGCCCGCCUGACAGGUGAGAUUUUAGGGGGUAUUUUUCCAGCCGGUCUCCUCAGUAUAGUUGAAUUGCAUGGAGGUUGUCUGUCUCCCAACGCACUUGCACUGAUAACAUAACCACUGAAAUAAAGUGAAAUAAAACCCAUAUAUUUUAUUGAAAAGACAAUAAAUAUAACUUGUUAUGCACUAUUUAUUUCGGAGUUUACUGUUUUUAUAUUUAUAUUUGUAAAUCAAUUUUAUUUCGCCGUACCCUGCGUGUGAAUGAUUGCGUGGGGCGUGUGAUUUGAUGUUCUGGGGGGAUUCCAGUGCAGCAAAAAGAGAGAAAGUGAGUCGCCUGGUGUCUUCUUUGGUCCGGUAGAGUUGUUAUCUCCGCUCUUGUUGUUCAGAUGGAAUAAUACUGUGUUGCAAUCUUAUCUUCUGUAAUGUUUCAUGUUGUGUGUUUGGCAGCUUAUCAGGCAUUUAUUAUUUUAUUAUAGAACUUGUAUCAUGUCGUCGUCGUCGUCCCCCCCCCCCCCCCUCCCCCUCCCACGUGUUUCACAGAGCAAUACAACUGUGACGCCUGAAAAAAAAAAAAAAAAAACAUGGCGGUCAUUAUUUCGUCUGUUUAUUUAGGACAUCAUUUAUUUUCUGAUCUGUUUUAAUAUAUGGAUGUGGUUACAAUCAGGCUCCUCUGACUGUCUGCCAGGGUCUCUGCUGCAGCCCAUAGCCUACUUAUAGAGGCAAUCAACAACUGGAACACCAGUCUGUCUGUUUCAGCUUUGGACCAGAGACAUUAUGUUUAUUAUAUACACCUAGACACCUUAUUGAGAGGUCCUGAUGCUAGCGUAGAGACCGUAACCCAACACCUUAUUGAGAGGUCCUGAUGCUAGCGUAGAGACCGUAACCCAACACCUAGACACCUUAUUGAGAGGUCCUGAUGCUGGCGUAGAGACCGUAACCCAACACCUAGACACCUUAUUGAGAGGUCCUGAUGCUAGCGUAGAGACCGUAACCCAACACCUUAUUGAGAGGUCCUGAUGCUAGCGUAGAGACCGUAACCCAACACCUAGACACCUUAUUGAGAGGUCCUGAUGCUGGCGUAGAGACCGUAACCCAACACCUAGACACCUUAUUGAGAGGUCCUGCCUGAUGCUGGCGUAGAGACCGUAACCCAACACCUAGACACCUUAUUGAGAGGUCCUGAUGCUGGCGUAGAGACCGUAACCCAACACCUAGACACCUUAUUGAGAGGUCCUGAUGCUGGCGUAGAGACCGUAACCCAACACCUUAUUGAGAGGUCCUGAUGCUGGCGUAGAGACCAUAACCCAACACCUAGACACCUUAUUGAGAGGUCCUGAUGCUAGCGUAGAGACCAUAACCCAACACCUAGACACCUUUAUUGAGAGGUCCGGUUCUCUAAUGGCUAAAUUGUUGGGUUGACAGUCGCUGGACCCGGGUUCGACUCCCGGUCAGGGCUACCCCCCCCCCCCCCUCCCUGAAUUCACUACAAUAUGGUGAUCCAGUGUUGUUUGGUCAGCAGGUGCCAGGAUGCAGGAUGUUGAUAUCAUGGAUCUGCCCCUCUCCCCUCCGCCUGAGGUUGAAGACAUUCUGUCAGGUAACCCUGCACUAACGCUGUUCUGCAAAUAUACAGUAACCCUGCACUAACCCUGUUCUACGAAUAUACAGUAACCCUGCACUAACCCUGUUCUACGAAUAUACAGUAACCCUGCACUAACCCUGUUCUACGAAUAUACAGUAACCCUGCACUAACCCUGUUCUACGAAUAUACAGUAACCCUGCACUAACACUGUUCUACAAAUAUACAGUAACCCUGCACUAACCCUGUUCUACGAAUAUACAGUAACCCUGCACUAACCCUGUUCUACGAAUAUACAGUAACCCUGCACUAACACUGUUCUACAAAUAUACAGUAACUCUGUUCUACAAAUAUACAGUAACACUGUUCUACAAAUAUACAGUAACCCUGCACUAACCCUGUUCUACGAAUAUACAGUAACACUGUUCUACAAAUAUACAGUAACACUGUUCUACAAAUAUACAGUAACCCUGCACUAACACUGUUCUACGAAUAUACAGUAACACUGUUCUACGAAUAUACAGUAACACUGUUCUACAAAUAUACAGUAACACUGUUCUACAAAUAUACAGUAACACUGUUCUACAAAUAUACAGUUGAUAUCAGGGAAGGUUAGUUCCACAUGCAAAUGGUACCUCUUUGUGUUUGGGUCAAACACUAACACUGUUCAACAAAGAUAUAAACUCAACAAAAAAAAGAAACUUCCCUUUUUCAGGACCCUGUCUUUCAAAGAUAAAAAUCAAAAUCACUUCACAGAUCUUCAUUGUGAAGGGUUUAAACACACUGUUUCCCAUGCUUGUUCAAUGAACCAUAAACAAUUAAUGAACAUGCACCUGUGGAACAGUUGUUAAGACACUAACAGCUUACAGACGGUAGGCAAUUAAGGUCACAGUUAUGAAAACUUAGGACACUAAAGAGGCCUUUCUACUGACUCUGAAAAACACCAAAAGAAAGAUGCCCUGCUCAUCUGCGUGAACGUGCCUUAGGCAUGCUGCAAGGAGGCAUGAGGACUGCAGAUGUGGCCAGGGCAAUAAAUUGCAAUGUCCGUACUGUGAGACGCCUAAAACAGCGCUACAGGGAGACAGGACGGACAGCUGAUCGUCCUCGCAGUGGCAGACCACAUGUAACAACACCUGCACAGGAUCGGUACAUCCGAACAUCACACCUGCGGGACAGGUACAGGAUGGCAACAACAACUGCCCGAGUUACACCAGGAACGCACAAUCCCUCCAUCAGUACUCAGACUGUCCGCAAUAGGCUGAGAGAGGCUGGACUGAGGGCUUGUAGGCCUGUUGUAAGGCAGGUCCUCACCAGACAUCACCGGCAACAACGUCGCCUAUGGGCACAAACCCACCGUCGCGGUUUUCUCUCACCAGGGGUGAUGGUCGGAUUCGUGUUUAUCGUCGAAGGAAUGAGCGUUACACCGAGGCCUGUACUCUGGAGCGGGUUCAAUUUGGAGGUGGAGCGUCCGUCAUGGUCUGGGGCGGUGUGUCACAGCAUCAUCGGACUGAGCUUGUUGUCAUUGCAGGCAAUCUCAACGCUGUGCGUUACAGGGAAGACAUCCUCCUCCCUCAUGUGGUACCCUUCCUGCAGGCUCAUCCUGACAUCCUGUGCGUGAUUUCCUGCAAGACAGGAAUGUCCGUGCUCUGCCAUGGCCAGUGAAGAGCCAGGAUCUCAAUCCCAUUGAGCACGUCUGGGACCUGUUGGAUCGGAGGGUGAGGGUUAGGGCCAUUCCCCCCAGAAAUGUCCGGGAACUUGCAGGUGCCUUGGUGGAAGAGUGGGGUAACAUCUCACAGCAAGAACUGGCAAAUCUGGUGCAGUCCAUGAGGAGGAGAUGCACUGCAGUACUUAAUGCAGCUGGUGGCCACACCAGAUACUGACUGUUACUUUUGAUUUUGACCCCCCCCCCUUUGUUCAGGGACACAUUAUUCCAUUUCUGUUAGUCACAUGUCUGUGGAACUUGUUCAGUUUAUGUCUCAGUUGUUGAAUCUUGUUAUGUUCAUACAAAUAUUUACACAUGUUAAGUUUGCUGAAAAUAUACGCAGUUGACAGUGAGAGGACGUUUCUUUAUUUUGCUGAGUUUAGUUGAUAUCAGGGCAUGUUAGUUCCACAUGCAAACGCUACCUCUGUGGUAGACGAGAUCUAAAACUGGUAACCCUGCACUAACACUGUUCUACAAAGAUACAGUUUGAUAUCAGGGCAUGUUAGUUCCACAUGCAAAUGCUACCUCUGUGGUAGACGCGAUUGUCACGAUCGUUAGAGUGAGUAGACCAAGGCGCAGCGUGAGAUUCAUACAUCUUAUUUUAUUAAGUGGACACACAAAUAAACAAAACAACAAACGAUACGUGAAGUCCAACGGUACAAACACAAAACCAACUGGAACAAGAUCCCACAACUAUUGUGGGAAAACAGCCUCUAUAAAUAUGGCUCCCAAUCAGAGACAACCAGCAACAGCUGACACUCGUUGCCUCUGAUUGGGAACCACCCUGGCCAACACAGAAAUACAAAACAUAGAAUAUACACACCCUGGCUCAACAUAUAGAGUCCCCAGAGCCAGGGUGUGACAGUGAUCUAAAACACAAGGGUGUACUACGACGCAAGCUAGAUCUACUCAGGGGUUUUCUAAAGCUAGCCAGCGUCAGUUAGCUUCACUUUUCCAGCUCAGGCGCGUAUUACGACGGUGGAUAUUUUGCUCGUUCGCCUGCCCCUAACUCUAGCAGUGGCUAGAAGAACGCCGAACUCUCCAUUGAGACAAUGCUGAAACAUCAAAUCCACAUUUUCAUGUGUGGCAGAAGAAAAGAAAAAAAUAUAUAUAUAUAUAUAUUAUCUUGCAAAUUCAGCAGGCUAUAGUGUGAAAUAGGCUUUUAGAAGUGCCGUCUUUAUUGUAUUAGUUAUCGUUAAUGCACUUAUUAAUGCGCAACCACCUUCUUUUUUACCCACUCCUAACAAUACAAUUAUUUGAUUAAAAUCAUACAAAAGUUUUACUGUGCGUGAAGUUUCAUUCUGUCAUUAUUAAUGUGUAAUGUGAUAGGUAUUUUUAAAAAAUGACUCAUUUUUAAACACAAAAAAAAAAACAUUUGAUUAAUAGAAUAUCACAAUCUUUGCGAGCGGUGGGGGGGGAUCUGAUUUCAUUGGUCCUCAGCUUGCGUUACAGACAUUUCAUUCAUAAAUAAUAUAAAUGAUAAAUAAAUAAUUAAUAAUAAUAAUAGAUUAUAAUAAUUAUAAUGAUAGAUUAAUGGAGUCAGCCCUGUUAACCUGCCCCAGAGCAGGUUAGUUCUGAAUGAUUCGUUGCCAUAGACAUUUACCUGGCUAAAAGGUGACCCACUUUCAUGGUACCGGUUAUGCUGAAGUUAACUCAGAGUUGACCAAAGUUACCUUGGUAGUGCAGGGCUCAGGUAACCCAUGACACCGUUCUACAAAAGGGCAAUGUUCAGAAACCUUUAGUUCCCCGUGGAUAUCACACCCACCCACACGCAAUGUUAAACCCUGGACCCAGAACCACUGGAGGUUGGUGGCGCCUUAAUUUGGGGAGGACGGGGCUCGUGGUAAUGGCUGGAGCGGAAUCAGUGGAAUUGGUAUCAAAUACAUCAAACGCGUGGUUUCCGUGGUUUCCAGGUGUUUCGAUGCCAUUCCAUUUGCUCCGUUCCCGGACAUUAUUAUGAGCCGUUCUCUCCCCCCUCCACAGCAGCCUCCACUGCACCCAAACGCUGUUCUACAAAGGACAUAGAGUUGAUGUCAGGACGUUAUUCAUUAGAGGACGUCAGUUCCGCAUAAUAGCCUUUGAGCCUUGGGCUAGCUCUGUGAAAACACACACUGUGAAAAACACGCAUCUAAAACCCAACCCGAAGAUCAUUUCCUCGUUUGCCAGUCCACGUUGCCAACAACCUGUCGUCUUCUUCAUCUUUGUGGUUUAACGGCGGUUGGCAUUCAAUAUGUUGCAUUACUGCCCCCAGCUGGACUGUGAUAUAUAUAUACCCAUAUAUAUAUAAUAUAUAUAAAUCCAUUAUACUGUGAUACAACAUGUGAAAAGGGAAAAAAAAACAUUCAAUUAAAUACAACCCCCCCCCCCUCUCUUCCAACGAACCCUACACUCAUUAAAACCCACUACCCCAUUCCACUACUUUGACCCUAUCUGCUCCUGCACCAUGGCAACGGCCUGGGAGGACAGGACACCACCACUCAACACACCCUGGAACUCUUCUGAAGUCAAAUCUCGUACCCCCCCCCCCCCCCCCCCCAAAUACUUCUCUUGCAGCUGCCACCACAACGUCUAUUUUCUGUGAUUUACGUUCCGUUUCUGUGGUACGGUUUGGUAGCUUAGUGGUUAAGAGCGUUGUGCCAGUAACCGAAAGGUCGCUGGUUCUAAUCCCCGAGCCGACUAGGUGAAAAAUCUGUCGAUGUGCCCUUGAGCAAGGCACUUAACCCUAAUUGCUCCUGUAAGUCGCUCUGGAUAAGAGCGUCUGCUAAAUGACCAAUUAUUUUUAAUUAUUAUAUAACCAUCGCUGUGAACGUUAAGAAGCCAAACCUUUACUGAAGCAUAUUAUCAGUCGUUGGCCGAUCCCUCCGCGCUGGCACAGAUCUACUACUCACAGGGAUCCUCUCAGCACUUGACACCGAUCUUCUUCCACACCCCAUUGUCCAUUUUUUAGAUCCAUCCAUUCCUGAAAAAAUCCAAAUCCUCAUUGUCUUCGUCAUCAUCUUCCUCUUCCUCCUCCGUUCCUCCUCAGAAAUCGACCUUUCUGUGUCCCUGUCCCAAUAUUCAUCUUGUUCCUCUUCCUCCUCAGAAAUCCACCUUUCUGUGUCCCUGUCCCAAUAUUCAUCAUCUUCCUCUUCCUCCUCAGAAAUCCACCUUUCUGUGUCCCUGUCCCAAUAUUAAUCUUGUUCCUCUUCCUCCUCCAUUCCUCCUCAGAAAUCCAUCUUUCUGUGUCCCUGUCCCAAUAUUAAUCAUAUUCCUCUUCCUCCUCAGAAAUCCACCUUUCUGUGUCCCUGUCCCAAUAUUCAUCUUGUUCCUCUUCCUCCUCCAUUCCUCCUCAGAAAUCCACCUUUCUGUGUCCCUGUCCCAAUAUUCAUCAUCUUCCUCUUCCUCCUCAGAAAUCCACCUUUCUUUGUCCCUGUCCCAAUAUUCAUCAUCUUCCUCUUCCUCCUCAGAAAUCCACCUUUCUGUGGCCCUGUCCCAAUAUUCAUCUUGUUCCUCUUCUCCCUCCAUACCUCCUCAGAAAUCCACCUUUCUGUGUCCCUGUCCCAAUAUUCAUCUUCUCCUGACUUUGCUUGCGGCCCGGUGGCAUCCCGACGUAACUCCAACUCAUAAUUGUCCCGCUCACCUUGGAAACGUGUCUUGAGGGAACGGGUAUAGUUGUUGAUACAAUGUUACUUCACUUCCUGGUGAGGCACAGCCGGGUAAGGUGAUUGGCUGUUUGGUCACAGCCGGGGAAGGUGAUUGGCUGUUUAGUCACAGCCGGGUAAGGUGAUUGGCUGUUUGGUCACAGCCGGGUAAGGUGAUUGGCUGUUUAGUCAGAGCCGGGUAAGGUGUUUGGCUGUUUAGUCAGAGCCAGGGAGGUGAUUGGCUGUUUAGUCAGAGCCAGGGAAGGUGAUUGGCUGUUUAAUGGAGUUGAUUGGCUGUUUGACUGUUUCCUUCCUGUUUCUCAGAAUUAGACCUGGAUGCCAUUCUGGAACAUUUGGAUUUUCAUUUGGAGUUCAAUGGUAAGUUAUACACACACACACACACACACACACACACACACACACACACACACACACACACACACACACACACACACACACACACACACACACACACACACUGUGACUGGCUGACUGACUCAAAGCAACUGUCUCCUGUUUCAGAUUCGUGGUUUGACCUGGACUGUGAUGUGGACAUACAGAGUGGUAAGGCGUUUAGAACAGGCGCUUCUAGUCGUUGUGUUUCUAUACCUGGUGAUGCCAUCUGUCUGUUCUAGUGGUUGUGUUUCUAUACCUGGUGAUGCCAUCUGUCUGUUCUACUGGUUGUGUUUCUAUACCUGGUGAUGCCAUCUGUCUGUUCUAGUGGUUGUGUUUCUAUACCUGGUGAUGCCAUCUGUCUGUUCUAGUGGUUGUGUUUCUAUACCUGGUGAUGCCAUCUGUCUGUUCUAGUGGUUGUGUUUCUAUACAUGGUGAUGCCAUCUGUCUGUUCUAGUGGUUGUGUUUCUAUACAUGGUGAUGCCAUCUGUCUGUUCUAGUGGUUGUGUUUCUAUACAUGGUGAUGCCAUCUGUCUGUUCUAGUGGUUGUGUUUCUAUACCUGGUGAUGCCAUCUGUCUGUUCUAGUGGUUGUGUUUCUAUACAUGGUGAUGCCAUCUGUCUGUUCUAGUGGUUGUGUUUCUAUACCUGGUGAUGCCACCUGUCUGUUCUAGUGGUUGUGUUUCUAUACUUGGUGAUGCCACCUGUCUGUUCUAGUGGUUGUGUUUCUAUACCCGGUGAUGCCAUCUGUCUGUUCUAGUGGUUGUGUUUCUAUACCUGGUGAUGCCACCUGUCUGUUCUAGUGGUUGUGUUUCUAUACCCGGUGAUGCCAUCUGUCUGUUCUAGUGGUUGUGUUUCUAUAACUAGUGAUGCCACCUGUCUGUUCUAGUGGUUGUGUUUCUAUAACUGGUGAUGCCAUCUGUCUGUUCUAGUGGUUGUGUUUCUAUACCUGGUGAUGCCAUCUGUCUGUUCUAGUGGUUGUGUUUCUAUACAUGGUGAUGCCAUCUGUCUGUUCUACUGGUUGUGUUUCUAUACCUGGUGAUGCCAUCUGUCUGUUCUAGUGGUUGUGUUUCUAUACCUGGUGAUGCCAUCUGUCUGUUCUAGUGGUUGUGUUUCUAUACCUGGUGAUGCCAUCUGUCUGUUCUAGUGGUUGUGUUUCUAUACCUGGUGAUGCCAUCUGUCUGUUCUAGUGGUUGUGUUUCUAUACCUGGUGAUGCCACCUGUCUGUUCUAGUGGUUGUGUUUCUAUACUUGGUGAUGCCAUCUGUCUGUUCUAGUGGUUGUGUUUCUAUACAUGGUGAUGCCAUCUGUCUGUUCUAGUGGUUGUGUUUCUAUAACUGGUGAUGCCACCUGUCUGUUCUAGUGGUUGUGUUUCUAUACUUGGUGAUGCCACCUGUCUGUUCUAGUGGUUGUGUUUCUAUACCCGGUGAUGCCAUCUGUCUGUUCUAGUGGUUGUGUUUCUAUACCCGGUGAUGCCAUCUGUCUGUUCUAGUGGUUGUGUUUCUAUACCUGGUGAUGCCACCUGUCUGUUCUAGUGGUUGUGUUUCUAUACCCGGUGAUGCCAUCUGUCUGUUCUAGUGGUUGUGUUUCUAUAACUAGUGAUGCCACCUGUCUGUUCUAGUGGUUGUGUUUCUAUAACUGGUGAUGCCAUCUGUCUGUUCUAGUGGUUGUGUUUCUAUAGCUGGUGAUGCCAUCUGUCUGUUCUAGUGGUUGUGUUUCUAUAAGUGGUGAUGCCACCUGUCUGUUCUAGUGGUUGUGUUUCUAUACCUGGUGAUGCCAUCUGUCUGUUCUAGUGGUUGUGUUUCUAUACAUGGUGAUGCCAUCUGUCUGUUCUAGUGGUUGUGUUUCUAUACAUGGUGAUACCAUCUGUCUGUUCUAGUGGUUGUGUUUCUAUACAUGGUGAUGCCAUCUGUCUGUUCUAGUGGUUGUGUUUCUAUACAUGGUGAUGCCACCUGUCUGUUCUAGUGGUUGUGUUUCUAUACAUGGUGAUGCCAUCUGUCUGUUCUAGUGGUUGUGUUUCUAUACAUGGUGAUGCCAUCUGUCUGUUCUAGUGGUUGUGUUUCUAUACAUGGUGAUGCCAUCUGUCUGUUCUAGUGGUUGUGUUUCUAUACAUGGUGAUGCCAUCUGUCUGUUCUAGGGGAUGUGUUUCUAUACAUGGUGAUGCCACCUGUCUGUUCUAGUGGUUGUGUUUCUAUACCUGGUGAUGCCAUCUGUCUGUUCUAGUGGUUGUGUUUCUAUACAUGGUGAUGCCAUCUGUCUGUUCUAGUGGUUGUGUUUCUAUACAUGGUGAUGCCAUCUGUCUGUUCUAGUGGUUGUGUUUCUAUACCUGGUGAUGCCACCUGUCUGUUCUAGUGGUUGUGUUUCUAUACCUGGUGAUGCCAUCUGUCUGUUCUAGUCGUUGUGUUUCUAUACAUGGUGAUGCCAUCUGUCUGUUCUAGUGGUUGUGUUUCUAUACAUGGUGAUGCCAUCUGUCUGUUCUAGUGGUUGUGUUUCUAUACAUGGUGAUACCAUCUGUCUGUUCUAGUGGUUGUGUUUAUAUACCUGGUGAUGCCAUCUGUCUGUUCUAGUGGUUGUGUUUCUAUACAUGGUGAUACCAUCUGUCUGUUCUAGUGGUUGUGUUUCUAUACCUGGUGAUGCCAUCUGUCUGUUCUAGUGGUUGUGUUUCUAUACAUGGUGAUGCCAUCUGUCUGUUCUAGUGGUUGUGUUUCUAUACCUGGUGAUGCCAUCUGUCUGUUCUAGUGGUUGUGUUUCUAUACAUGGUGAUGCCAUCUGUCUGUUCUAGUGGUUGUGUUUCUAUACAUGGUGAUGCCACCUGUCUGUUCUAGUGGUUGUGUUUCUAUACCUGGUGAUGCCAUCUGUCUGUUCUAGUGGUUGUGUUUCUAUACAUGGUGAUGCCAUCUGUCUGUUCUAGUGGUUGUGUUUCUAUACCUGGUGAUGCCAUCUGUCUGUUCUAGUGGUUGUGUUUCUAUACAUUGUGAUGCCAUCUGUUUGUUCUAGUGGUUGUGUUUCUAUACAUGGUGAUGCCAUCUGUCUGUUCUAGUGGUUGUGUUUCUAUACAUGGUGAUGCCAUCUGUCUGUUCUAGUGGUUGUGUUUCUAUACAUGGUGAUGCCAUCUGUCUGUUCUAGGGGAUGUGUUUCUAUACAUGGUGAUGCCAUCUGUCUGUUCUAGUGGUUGUGUUUCUAUACCUGGUGAUGCCAUCUGUCUGUUCUAGUGGUUGUGUUUCUAUACCUGGUGAUGCCAUCUGUCUGUUCUAGUGGUUGUGUUUCUAUACCUGGUGAUGCCAUCUGUCUGUUCUAGUGGUUGUGUUUCUAUACAUGGUGAUGCCAUCUGUCUGUUCUAGUGGUUGUGUUUCUAUACAUGGUGAUGCCAUCUGUCUGUUCUAGUGGUUGUGUUUCUAUACCUGGUGAUGCCAUCUGUCUGUUCUAGUGGUUGUGUUUCUAUACCUGGUGAUGCCAUCUGUCUGUUCUAGUGGUUGUGUUUCUAUGAUGCCACCUGUCUGUUCUAGUGGUUGUGUUUCUAUACAUGGUGAUGCCACCUGUCUGUUCUAGUGGUUGUGUUUCUAUACAUGGUGAUGCCAUCUGUCUGUUCUAGUGGUUGUGUUUCUAUACAUGGUGAUGCCAUCUGUCUGUUCUAGUGGUUGUGUUUCUAUACCUGGUGAUGCCAUCUGUCUGUUCUAAUGGUUGUGUUUCUAUACCUGGUGAUGCCAUCUGUCUGUUCUAGUGGUUGUGUUUCUAUACAUGGUGAUGCCAUCUGUCUGUUCUAGUGGUUGUGUUUCUAUACCUGGUGAUGCCAUCUGUCUGUUCUAGUGGUUGUGUUUCUAUACAUGGUGAUGCCAUCUGUCUGUUCUAGUGGUUGUGUUUCUAUACAUGGUGAUGCCAUCUGUCUGUUCUAGUGGUUGUGUUUCUAUACCUGGUGAUGCCAUCUGUCUGUUCUAGUGGUUGUGUUUCUAUACCUGGUGAUGCCAUCUGUCUGUUCUAGUGGUUGUGUUUCUAUACAUGGUGAUGCCAUCUGUCUGUUCUAGUGGUUGUGUUUCUAUACCUGGUGAUGCCAUCUGUCUGUUCUAGUGGUUGUGUUUCUAUACCUGGUGAUGCCAUCUGUCUGUUCUAGUGGUUGUGUUUCUAUACAUGGUGAUGCCAUCUGUCUGUUCUAGUGGUUGUGUUUCUAUACCUGGUGAUGCCAUCUGUCUGUUCUAGUGGUUGUGUUUCUAUACCUGGUGAUGCCAUCUGUCUGUUCUAGUGGUUGUGUUUCUAUACAUGGUGAUGCCAUCUGUCUGUUCUAGUGGUUGUGUUUCUAUACCUGGUGAUGCCAUCUGUCUGUUCUAGUGGUUGUGUUUCUAUACCCGGUGAUGCCACCUGUCUGUUCUAGUGGUUGUGUUUCUAUACCUGGUGAUGCCAUCUGUCUGUUCUAGUGGUUGUGUUUCUAUACAUGGUGAUGCCACCUGUCUGUUCUAGUGGUUGUGUUUCUAUACAUGGUGAUGCCAUCUGUCUGUUCUAGUGGUUGUGUUUCUAUACAUGGUGAUGCCACCUGUCUGUUCUAGUGGUUGUGUUUCUAUACAUGGUGAUGCCAUCUGUCUGUUCUAGUGGUUGUGUUUCUAUACAUGGUGAUGCCACCUGUCUGUUCUAGUGGUUGUGUUUCUAUACCUGGUGAUGCCAUCUGUCUGUUCUAGUGGUUGUGUUUCUAUACAUGGUGAUGCCAUCUGUCUGUUCUAGUGGUUGUGUUUCUAUACCUGGUGAUGCCAUCUGUCUGUUCUAGUGGUUGUGUUUCUAUACAUGGUGAUGCCAUCUGUCUGUUCUAGUGGUUGUGUUUAUAUACAUGGUGAUGCCAUCUGUCUGUUCUAGUGGUUGUGUUUCUAUACAUGGUGAUGCCACCUGUCUGUUCUAGUGGUUGUGUUUCUAUACAUGGUGAUGCCAUCUGUCUGUUCUAGUGGUUGUGUUUCUAUACAUGGUGAUGCCAUCUGUCUGUUCUAGUGGUUGUGUUUCUAUACAUGGUGAUGCCAUCUGUCUGUUCUAGUGGUUGUGUUUCUAUACAUGGUGAUGCCACCUGUCUGUUCUAGUGGUUGUGUUUCUAUACAUGGUGAUGCCAUCUGUCUGUUCUAGUGGUUGUGUUUCUAUACAUGGUGAUGCCAUCUGUCUGUUCUAGUGGUUGUGUUUCUAUACCUGGUGAUGCCACCUGUCUGUUCUAGUGGUUGUGUUUCUAUACAUGGUGAUGCCAUCUGUCUGUUCUAGUGGUUGUGUUUCUAUACAUGGUGAUGCCAUCUGUCUGUUCUAGUGGUUGUGUUUCUAUACCUGGUGAUGCCAUCUGUCUGUUCUAGUGGUUGUGUUUCUAUACAUGGUGAUGCCAUCUGUCUGUUCUAGUGGUUGUGUUUCUAUACAUGGUGAUACCAUCUGUCUGUUCUAGUGGUUGUGUUUCUAUGCCUGGUGAUGCCAUCUGUCUGUUCUAGUGGUUGUGUUUCUAUACCUGGUGAUGCCAUCUGUCUGUUCUAGUGGUUGUGUUUCUAUACAUGGUGAUGCCAUCUGUCUGUUCUAGUGGUUGUGUUUCUAUACCUGGUGAUGCCAUCUGUCUGUUCUAGUGGUUGUGUUUCUAUACCUGGUGAUACCAUCUGUCUGUUCUAGUGGUUGUGUUUCUAUACAUGGUGAUGUCAUCUGUCUGUUCUAGUGGUUGUGUUUCUAUACCUGGUGAUGCCAUCUGUCUGUUCUAGUGGUUGUGUUUCUAUACCUGGUGAUGCCACCUGUCUGUUCUAGUGGUUGUGUUUCUAUACCUGGUGAUGCCAUCUGUCUGUUCUAGUGGUUGUGUUUCUAUACAUGGUGAUGCCAUCUGUCUGUUCUAGUGGAUGUGUUUCUAUACAUGGUGAUGCCAUCUGUCUGUUCUAGUGGUUGUGUUUCUAUACCUGGUGAUGCCAUCUGUCUGUUCUAGUGGUUGUGUUUCUAUACAUGGUGAUGCCAUCUGUCUGUUCUAGUGGUUGUGUUUCUAUACCUGGUGAUGCCAUCUGUCUGUUCUAGUGGUUGUGUUUCUAUACCUGGUGAUGCCAUCUGUCUGUUCUAGUGGUUGUGUUUCUAUACCUGGUGAUGCCAUCUGUCUGUUCUAGUGGUUGUGUUUCUAUACCUGGUGAUACCAUCUGUCUGUUCUAGUGGUUGUGUUUCUAUACAUGGUGAUGCCAUCUGUCUGUUCUAGUGGUUGUGUUUCUAUAGCUGGUGAUGCCAGGUCCCAGGUUCACUCUGCCGACUCCCUCACUUCCUCUCUCUGUUGUGGUGUGGUGUGUAGGUGAGGUUGCCAUACCAACAGCUGUGGCCGAGCAAGGCGGCCAGAAAAAGAACAGCAAGAUACGGAGAGGUAACACUAACGCCUCAUUCAAAUAUAAGACUUAAAUAAGCUGUUGUUGCUUGGUUUAUUAAAGACUUAAAUAAGCUGUUGUUGCUGCUUGGUUUAUUAAAGACUUAAAUAAGCUGUUGCUGCUUGGUUUAUUAAAGACUUAAAUAAGCUGUUUGUUGCUUGGUUUAUUAAAGACCUAAAUAAGCUGUGUUGCUGCUUGGUUUAUUAAAGACUUAAAUAAGCUGUUGCUGCUUGGUUUAUUAAAGACUUAAAUAAGCUGUUGUUGCUUGGUUUAUUAAAGACUUAAAUAAGCUGUGUUGCUGCUUGGUUUAUUAAAGACUUAAAUUAGCUGUUGUUGCUUGGUUUAUUAAAGACUUAAAUAAGCUGUUGUUGCUUGGUUUAUUAAAGACUUAAAUAAGCUGUUGCUUGGUUUAUUAAAGACUUAAAUAAGAUGCUUGGUUGCUUGGCUUAUUAAAGACUUAAAUAAGCUGUGUUGCUGCUUGGUUUAUUAAAGACUUAAAUAAGCUGUGUUGUUGCUUGGUUUAUUAAAGACUUAAAUAAGAUGCUUGGUUGCUUGGCUUAUUAAAGACUUAAAUAAGAUGCUUGGUUGCUUGGCUUAUUAAAGACUUAAAUAAGCUGUGUUGCUGCUUGGUUUAUUAAAGACUUAAAUAAGCUGUGUUGUUGCUUGGUUUAUUAAAGACUUAAAUAAGAUGCUUGGUUGCUUGGCUUAUUAAAGACUUAAAUAAGCUGUGUUGCUGCUUGGUUUAUUAAAUACUUAAAUAAGCUGUGUUGUUGCUUGGUUUAUUAAAGACUUAAAUAAGCUGUGUUGCUGCUUGGUUUAUUAAAUACUUAAAUAAGCUGUGUUGUUGCUUGGUUUAUUAAAGACUUAAAUAAGAUGCUUGGUUGCUUGGCUUAUUAAAGACUUAAAUAAGCUGUGUUGCUGCUUGGUUCAUUAAAUACUUAAAUAAGCUGUGUUGUUGCUUGGUUUAUUAAAGACUUAAAUAAGAUGCUUGGUUGCUUGGCUUAUUAAAGACUUAAAUAAGCUGUGUUGCUGCUUGGUUUAUUAAAUACUUAAAUAAGCUGUGUUGUUGCUUGGUUUAUUAAAGACUUAAAUAAGCUGUGUUGCUGCUUGGUUUAUUAAAUACUUAAAUAAGCUGUGUUGUUGCUUGGUUUAUUAAAGACUUAAAUAAGAUGCUUGGUUGCUUGGUUUAUUAAAGACUUAAAUAAGCUGUGUUGCUGCUUGGUUUAUUAAAGACUUAAAUAAGCUGUGUUGCUGCUUGGUUUAUUAAAGACUUAAAUAAGCUGUGUUGUUGCUUGGUUUAUUAAAGACUUAAAUAAGCUGUGUUGCUGCUUGGUUUAUUAAAUACUUAAAUAAGCUGUGUUGUUGCUUGGUAUAUUAAAGACUUAAAUAAGCUGUGUUGUUGCUUGGUUUAUUAAAGACUUAAACUGUGUUGUUCCUUGGCUUAUUAAAGACUUAAAUGAACUGUUGCUGUUUGACUUAUUAAAUACUUAAAUAAACUGUGUUGCUGCUUGGUCGGAGCAAAAGCCUGCACUCACAAAGGCCCUCUGAUAUAGAGUAUGAUGUCAACAACAGUUGAUUGAUUGAUUGGUUGAUUUGAUAGAUUGGUUGAUUGAAACAACAGUGUCCUCUGUGAUGUUGUCCCAAACAGAGCCUGGUGAUGGACAGAGGAAGAGAGAGAAGAGGAGAGAGACAGAGCCUGGUGAUGGACAGAGGAAGAGGAGAACGACAGAGCCUGGUGAUGGACAGAGGAAGAGGAGAGAGACAGAGCCUGGUGAUGGACAGAGGAAGAGGAGAACGACAGAACCUGGUGAUGGACAGAGGAAGAGAGAGAAGAGGAGAGAGACUCAGAGACACUCUCCCAUCAGAGGUAAAGCCUAGGACCAACUCUGUUUCUACCUUCUCCCCCCUCUCCCUGAAGUGUACACUCCUUCACUCCCCUUCAUGUAUUUAAAGUGCAUUAAAAGCACUGGAGUGGUUAUAAGACAUAUCCAAAACUUUCAGAUCCUUGAGGGGGAGUGAACAAGUGCACACUACAGGGAUAAGGGGGAGUGAACAAGUGCACAGUUCUGGGGAAUGGACAGAAAAAAGGCAGUAUUGUCUUCAGUUCGUCAACAGCGAGGUAGCGUGGUGAUUGAUGAUCUAGGCCUGUUUUGAAAUGGAACUAAAUAAAAUCAACUGAUUUGUUUUUUUUGUUCUCUGUAGGUGGUCCUGGCUCUGCUCCCCUCCCAGCCGUGACUCUCUCUUCUCCCCCUAGACUUCUCCCGAUCACUCCAUCCCUCCCUCCCUCACUCCUUUACAUUCCUGGGUUUGGGAAUGCUACUUUCCUCUCCUCUUGUAGCAGUAAGUAUGAUGUUAUGGACCGGUUUUUCCCAGACACAAAUGAACCGUGAUCCUGGACUAAAAAAGCACUUUGAAUGGAGAUUUUCUUUUGAGCAUGCUUUGUUAGUCCGGGACUAGGCUUAAUCUGUGUCCGGGGGAAACGGGCCCCAAGUGUGUGUGUGUGUAGUGUGUGUGUAGUGUGUGUAGUUGUGUAGUGUGUAGUGGUGUGUAGUGUGUGUGUUAUUGGUGUAGUGUUUCAGUGUUGUAGUGUGGUGUGUGUGUGUUGGUGUGUGGUGUAGGUGUGCGUGCUGUGUGUGCGGGCGUGCGUGCGUGCGGUGGGUUGUGUGUGUAGUAGUGUGUAGUGUGUAGUGUGUGUGUGUGUGUGCGUGCGCGCGUGCGUGUGUGUGUGUGUGUGUGUAACCUGUGUUCUGUGUCCUUACAGAUGGCUCAGAGCUGCGUCUGGUUCAAGCUCCUCUCUUCAGCUCCUCAAGACCACCCACCUACAUACUGAGUGAGUGUGUGUGUGUGUGUGUGUGUGUGUGUGUCCGCGAGUCAAAUCAAAGUUCAUUGGUCGCGUACAGAGUUUAGCAGAAUGCUUCUGUUUCCACCUCCUGCAGUGCAGCAGAAUGCUUCUGUUUCCACCUCCUGCAGUGCAGCAGAAUGCCUCUGUUUCUACCUCCUGCAGUGUAGCAGAAUGCUUCUGUUUCCACCUCCUGGGUGGCAUGGAUGCUUCUGUUUCUACCUCCGCAGGCAGGCGCUGUUUGUAUUUCUCCUCUGCAGUGCGCGGGCGUUGUUUCCACUCCUGGUGCAGCGUGGCUCUGUUUCCCCUGGUGCGGUGCUUUGUUUCCACCGUCGCAGUGCGAGGAAUGCUUUUGUUUCUACCGUCCUGGGUGCGCAGUGCUUCUGUCCACUUCUGCGUUGCAGCGAAUGCUUCUGUUUCCACCUCCUGCAUGAGCAACUCUUUCACACUCCUGCAGUCAGCAGAAUGCUUCUUUCCUCUGCAGUGCAGAAUCUUCUUCACCUCCUGCAGUGCAGCAGAAUGCUUCUGUUCUACCUCUCUGCAGAAUCUCUUUUCUACCUCCUGCAUGCCAGAUGCUUCUGUUUUCUACCUCUCUGCAGUGCAGCAAUCGCUUCGUUUCUACUUCUCAGUGCAGCGAAUGCUUCUGUUCUACCUCCUCAGUGGGUGCUCUUCUAACCCCUGCAACGACCUGUUUCUCCUCUCUCUGCCAGUGAGGUGUUCUCCUCCUGCCCUCCCACCCCUCACGGCACUAGAAUCUUCUUUCCCCCCGCAGUGUAGAGUGUUCUGUUUCCAACCCCUCAAGGCACAGCAUCUCUUCUCCUCCAGAGUGAGGAUGUCUGUUUCUACCUCCUCCAGUGAUGCGAUGCUCUGUUUCACCUCCUCAGCGCCAACUGCUCUCUCUCAGAAAGUGUGUGUGUUUUGUGUCCAGUCUGUGUGCCUGCGUGCUUUACCUGACGUACCCCUCCUUUCAGUUUGUUCUCCCUCGCUGCCUCCUCAACCCCUCAACGCCCUACCUCUCUCUCCAGGUGUAGUGUGUUCUGCCUCCUCAACCCCUCAACGCCCUACCUCUCUCUCCAGGUGUAGUGUGUUCUGCCUCCUCAACCCCUCAACGCCCUACCUCUCUCUCCAGGUGUAGUGUGUUCUGCCUCCUCAACCCCUCAACGCCCUACCUCUCUCUCCAGGUGUAGUGUGUUCUGCCUCCUCAACCCCUCAACGCCCUACCUCUCUCUCCAGGUGUAGUGUGUUCUGCCUCCUCAACCCCUCAACGCCCUACCUCUCUCUCCAGGUGUAGUGUGUUCUGCCUCCUCAACCCCUCAACGCCCUACCUCUCUCUCCAGGUGUAGUGUGUUCUGCCUCCUCAACCCCUCAACGCCCUACCUCUCUCUCCAGGUGUAGUGUGUUCUGCCUCCCCAACCCCUCAACGCCCUACCUCUCUCUCCAGGUGUAGUGUGUUCUCCCUCGCUGCCUCCUCAACCCCUCAACGCCCUACCUCUCUCUCCAGGUGUAGUGUGUUCUGCUCCUCAACCCCUCAACGCCCUACCUCUCUCUCCAGGUGUAGUGUGUUUUUGCCUCCUCAACCCCUCAACGCCCUACCUCUCUCUCCAGGUGUAGUGUUUUCUGCCUCCUCAACCCCUCAACGCCCUACCUCUCUCUCCAGGUGUAGUGUGUUCUGCCUCCCAACCCCUCAACGCCCUACCUCUCUCUCCAGUGUAGUGUGUUCUGCCUCCUCAACCCCUCAACGCCCUACCUCUCUCUCCAGGUGUAGUGUCGUCUCCCUCGCUGCCUCCUCAACCCCUCAACGCCCUACCUCUCUCUCCAGGUGUAGUGUGUUCUGCCUCCUCAACCCCUCAACGCCCUACCUCUCUCUCCAGGUGUAGUGUGUUCUGCCUCCUCAACCCCUCAACGCCCUACCUCUCUCUCCAGGUGUAGUGUGUUCCCCCUCGCUGUCUCCUCAACCCCUCAACGCCCUACCUCUCUCCAGGUGUAGUGUGUUCUGCCUCCUCAACCCCUCAAGCCCUACCUCUCUCUCCAGGUGUAGGUGUUCUGUCUCCUCAACCCUCAACGCCCUACCUCUCUCUCCAGGUGUAGUGUGUUCUGCCUCCUCAACCCCUCAACGCCCUACCUCUCUCUCCAGGUGUAGUGUGUUCUGCCCUCCUCAACCCCUCAAGCGCCCUACCUCUCUCUCCAGGUGUAGUGUGUUCCCCCUCGCUGCCUCCUCAACCCCUCAACGCCCUACCUCUCUCUCCAGGUGUAGUGUGUCUCCCUCGUUGCCUCCCAACCCCUCAACGCCCUACCUCUCUCUCCAGGUGUAGUGUGUUCUGCCUCCUCAACCCUCAACGCCCUACCUCUCUCUCCAGGUGUAGUGUGUUCUGCCUCCUCAACCCCUCAACGCCCUACCUCUCUCUCCAGGUGUAGUGUGUUCUGCCUCCCAACCCCUCAACGCCCUACCUCUCUCUCAGGUGUAGUGUGUUCUGCCUCCUCAACCCCUCAACGCCCUACCUCUCUCUCCAGGUGUAGUGUGUUCCCCCUCGCUGCCUCCUCAACCCCUCAACGCCCUACCUCUCUCUCCAGGUGUAGUGUGUUCUGCCUCCUCAACCCCUCAACGCCCUACCUCUCUCUCCAGGUGUAGUGUCGUCUCCUGCUGCCUCCUCAACCCCUCAACGCCCUACCUCUCUCUCCAGGUGUAGUGUCGUCUCCCUCGCUGCCUCCUCAACCCCUCAACGCCCUACCUCUCUCUCCAGGUGUAGUGUCGUCUCCCUCGCUGCCUCCUCAACCCCUCAACGCCCUACCUCUCUCUCCAGGUGUAGUGUCGUCUCCCUCGCUGCCUCCUCAACCCCUCAACGCCCUACCUCUCUCUCCAGGUGUAGUGUGUUCCCCCUCGCUGCCUCCUCAACCCCUCAACGCCCUACCUCUCUCUCCAGGUGUAGUGUCGUCUCCCUCGCUGCCUCCUCAACCCCUCAACGCCCUACCUCUCUCUCCAGGUGAGUAGUGACCAACAUCAACACCUCUAUUCUACUGAUUAAGUUUACUCCCAUAUGGCUCCCUAUUUCCUCCAUAGGGUUCUGGUCCAAAGUGUGGCACUAUAUAGAGGAAACAGAGUGCCCAUUUGGGUCUCGUUCAGAGUCGUUGAUGAGACAGGGGAGAUUUGCCACCUGCAUUACUGGGGGGAGAACUUCCUCCGGAGGGAGAAAUACCAUUCAUUCAUUCAUUCAUCAUGCCUCACUGAUACCGGGUCAACAAGUCAAUCAACAUGAGUUAACUUGAAUACAGGGUGUGUUUUUUACUCAUGCUGUGUCUGUGUGUGUGUGUGUGUGUGUGUGUGUGUGUGUGUGUGUGUGUGUGUGUGUCUGUGUGUGUGUGUGUGUGUGUGUGUGUGUGUGUGUGUAGUCGACAGUGCGGAAGCUCCAGACCUGAUGUGUUCCUCUCCUCCUGGAUCUCUGUCUGACUGUGCCAGCCGAGCCCUGUCAGCCCCCUCAGCCUCCCCCCUCUCACCCCCCUCAGCCUCCCCCCUCUCCCCCAGGGCAGGUGAGUUACAGCCCGCUUCACAUCAUGGCAUCACUUCAGCAGUCUACUACAGAGACAUCUUAUCUUUCAAACACAUCAUGAAAAAACAGCUAAACAAGGCAAUCACAUGAGAAUGUUACAGUGUGUGUGUGUGUGUGUGUGUGUGUGUGUGUGUGUGUGUGUGUGUGUGUGUGUGUGUGUGUGUGUGUGUGUGUGUGUGUGUGUGUGUGUGUGUUGUGUGUCUGUGUGUGUCUGUGUGUGUGUGUCUGUGUGUGUGUGUCUGUGUGUGUGUGUGGUGUGUGUGUGUGUGUGUGUGUGUGUGUGUCUGUGUGUGUUACAGAGAGUGUGGAAGCGUACAUUCACCAAACCAAGGUUCACCUGAGGGAAAUGUGCCAGGUAAGACCAGGGAACCAGAUAGAGGGGACGUUGAGUGGGGUUGACUUCUUCCAAAGAGAACAUUACUCAUAUGGACCCCAACUCUGCCUGUCUCGACCAAUGAUGUCGUCUCAACAGGAGACGGAGGCGGGCCUUAGCCUGGCGUCCCACUAUGUUGACGUGCGAUUGGUCCAGAGGCAGAUCCUGAUUGGCUCAGGGAAGAACGCCAACAAGUGCCUGGAGAAGGAUCUGGUCGUCAUGGGAGACACUGAGAGGAGGCGGGGCUCGCUGGCCAGAAGUCAGGUCAGACUAGUCUUAUCUUAAUGCUGUCAUUACGUCAUCACCUAGGAGACACUAUUAGUAUUUAGUCUUAUCUUAAGGCUGUCAAUACAUGUUUUUAGUCCUCUAUUAAUAAUGAUUUCUGUAAGGAAAAGUGUAAUUAAUGUAUUAUUAACUGUGUUCAUCGUUAGGUGUUCGAGAGCUCCGCGGGGGCGAAACCCAAACGUUCCAUCGUGUUGCUAGGCAACGCCGGCAUGGGCAAGAGCACGCUCAUCAAGAAGCUCUGUGUUGAUUGGUCCGACGGCCUCCUGCCUCAGUUUGACUUUGUGUUCUUAUUGGACGGCAAGGCUCUGACCCUCCCCCCUGAGCCGACCCAUAGCCUUCAGUCCCUCCUCCUCCACCUCUCCUCCUCCCCACUUCCCUGUCCCCACCCCCAGGAUGUCUUCAAUCAGGUCCUCUCUGCCCCGGAGCGUGUGCUGGUGAUAUUCGACGGCUUCGAGGUGGUGCGUGACAUGGAGGGGCUGCUGCAGUGUCCAGCGGAUGACAGUAGGGGUGGGACCUACAGCGUUAGACAGCUGUUCUCAGGCUUGCUCCAGAGGAGGCUCCUACCGGGCUGCUCUCUGCUCCUCUCUGCCCGACCGCGAGGCACCGUCAGCGGUCUGCUGAGACGGGCUGACAGCCUCCUGGAACUCUCUGGCUUCUCCCCUCCGGACAUAGAGAGAUACCUGGGACAGUACUUCUCUGGACACUCCCAACAGGCCCCAGCCCCAGCCCCAGCCCCAGCCCCAGCCCCUAGCCCCAGCCCCAGCUCCUCCCCAGCCCACCCCUACCCGAGCCAGCCCCAGCCCCUAGCCCAGCCCCCCAGCCACCUCCUACACCCAGCCAACAGCCUCUAGCCCAGCCCAGCCCAGCCCCCACCACCCCAGCCACCAGCCUGCCCAGACCACAGCCCCACCCCGCUCCCACCACCACCACCACCCAGCCCGCCCCAGACACCACCACCUCACCCACCCCGCACCGUCUACCCACACCCCACCCCACGCCCCAACACCCAGACCCCACUAGCCACCCACCAACACAACCCGGAACCCCAAACACCACUGCCUCUAGAACCCCAACCACUACCCCACCUACAACAUCACCUAACAAAACACACACCCACCCCAAACACACACCCACCCCAAACACACACCUACCCACAACACACACCCCAAACACCCCACCCCAAACACACACCCACCAAACACACCCAACAACCACCCCAAACACACACACCCCAAACACCACCACCCCCUACCCCAAACACACCACCCUACCCCAACACACACACCCACACCCCCAAACACACCCCUACCCCAAACACACUCAACACCCACCCAAACACACCCCCAAACACCACUACCCCCAACCACAACCCCCAAACACUACCCCAAACACACACCCAGACACACAGUCACACCCCUAAGCACAGUGAAAAACACGGCCCUAAACACACACACAACAGGACAGGAACACACAUCCACACCCGCUCCCACACUCAAUCCCAAAUUCAAUUGGCAGAAGAGAAGAGGGGGUAAGGAGAAGAGGGGGAGAGAGAAGAGGGGGAGAGAGAAGAGGGGGAGAGAGAAGAGGGUGAAGGAGAAUGAAGAAGAGAGAGAGGAGGAGGAGAAGGAGGAGGGAGAGGAGGGAGAGGAAGAGGAGGAGGAGAACAGGUGUGUUCUGUCUGAGUUGAGCGGUCUGGCCUGGCAGGGGGUUAAAGGUCAUUCAUCUCUCCUGACCCUGACCCUGGAGCAUACCAUCUAUGUCAGGCUGCGGGUGUUUGGCCUGAGGACUGGACUGGUCCAUUCUCACUGGCUGAGGGGGGGGCAGGGCAGAGACUGUGACGGUGAUGACAUCAGUUAUGACAACAUCCUGUCCUGGGCCCACCCCUUCCUGCAAAGCUUCCUGGGCGGGGUCCACCUGUCUGUCUCCAGGUGUGUGUCUGACCGAGCCCUGCUGACCCAGAUUCUACCACAGGUAUCAUUACUGUUUAACUAUUCAACUCAAUCCUCCUCCUCCUCCUCCUCCUCACCUGAACCAGCACCUCCUUUCUAUCUCGGACUCUACUGAUAGCUCCUUUAUGGAGGGAAAAUGUUCUUACCAUGACUGUGAUAUGUGGUUUGUCCCACCCAGCUGUGUUCAGAUGAAUGCACUGACUGGAAGUCGCUCUGGAUAAGAGCGUCUGCUGAAUGACUAAAAUGAAAUGGCUGGUUUGUUGACUCUACUUACUCGUACGCUGCUACGCUAGCACGAUCUAUGCUACUCUAGCUAUUCUACGCUAGCUAGCUACGCUAUCUACCUACUCUACCAGGCUACCUGUUCGACGCUAGCGACUCUAUUCGACUAGGCGCUGCUAUUCUACUAACUCUAUCUACGCACUCUAUCAUUCUACUCGAGGCUACUAUAUUCACUCAGCAUUCCUACUACUCGACUCUAACUCUACGCAUAUAUUCGCUACGCGAGAGAUCACUCGACUCGACGCGAUAAUACCUACUCUAUUCGACCAUUCUACCGAGGCUACCGACCAUCUGACGGCAUCGACUCAUGCUAUUCUAUCUAUUCUGACUCGUACUCUGACCAUCCUAGCUCUAGCUCACUCUACUCUACUCUACUCGACUACUCGACUCUAUCUACUCUACUCUCACUCCAUGCGACGCUAGCAUCUAUCUUGUACGCUACGUCUACAUCUGAUCUCACUGCUACUCGUACUCUACUACUACCUACCUACUCACUCUACGUCUAUCUACUACUAUUCACUCUACUCAUACCUAGUCAUCUACUCUAUUCUGUCGCUAUUCAUCUAUCUCUACCUCUACUCUACUCUACGUUUCUCUACUCUAUCACCUCUACUCUACUCUACCUACUCUACUCUACUUAUCAGCUCUACUCUACCUACUCUAUUUACGUCAUUCUGUCCUAUUCUAUCUAUAGCUCUACUUCUACUCUAUCUACUUAUUAACACAUUCUCCUCUACUCUACAUACUACUCUACUCUACUCUACUCUAUUAUAUUCUACUCUAUUCUCCUCUACUCUACUCUAUUCUACUCUACUCUGUCCUAUUCUAUUCUACUCUGCAGCCCAGGGGGAGGCGACGGCCUCAGGGAGAGUGCCUGGACCUUGCUCAGCGAUUCGCUGUCGGCCUGCUGUUCCGGAACAAGGCGGAACUCCGGGAUCUGGCCACCCUAGAUACCGGCGCCAUGAGUGCGGUGGUGGCCAAGCGAGCCGCUGUGACGUCACACCUGGAGAACCUUCACCCUGCGGAGCUAAACCCUGCCAGGCUCCUGGAGGCGUGUCACUGUGUUUACGAGACAGGCGACGCCCACUUGGUCAGACAGCUGGUGCGGAACCUUCCCGAGGUUCUGUCCUUCCAAGGGGUUCCGCUGUGCCCCGCCGACGCCUAUGUGGUGUGGAACCUUCUGGACCAGUGUAGAACGCCGAGGAGGAGGUUCUGUCUGGGGCUGGAGGACACAGGACUGAGAAUCACAGGGCUAAAACUACUAACAGGUCUCCACAACAUAAACUCCUACAGGUACUGACACUGGUACAUUAUAGAUCUACAACAGUAUAGAUGUUACAGUAUAUAUCUACAACAGUAUAGAUCUGGUACAGUAUAGAUCUGUUACAUUAUAGAUCUGUUACAGUAUAGAUCUGUUACAUUAUAGAUCUGUUACAGUAUAGAUCUGUUACAGUAUAGAUCUAGAACAGUAUAGAUAUGGUACAGUAUAUAUCUAUAACAGUAUAGAUGUUACAGUAUAGAUCUGUUACAUUUUAGAUCUGUUACAGUAUAUAUCUACAACAGUAUAGAUCUGUUACAGUAUAUAUCUAGAACAGUGUAGAUCUGUUACAUUAUAUAUCUACAACAGUAUAUAUCUGUUACAUUAUAUAUCUAUAACAGUAUAGAUAUUUUACAUUAUAUAUCUAUAACAGUAUAGAUAUUUUACAUUAUAUAUCUAUAACUGUAUAGAUAUUUUACAUUAUAUCUAGAACAGUAUAGAUAUGUUACAGUAUAUAUCUAGAACAGUAUAGAUCUGUUACAGUAUAUAUCUAGAACAGUAUAGAUCUGUUACAUUAUAUCUAGAACAGUAGAUCUGUUAUAUUAUAUAUCUAUAACAGUAUAGAUCUGUUAAAUUAUAUCUACAACAGUAUAUACAUUUUACAUUAUAUCUAGAACAGUAUAUAUCUGUUACAGUAUAUAUCUAGAACAGUAUAUAUAUUUUACAGUAUAUCUAGAACAGUAUAGAUCAUGUUACAGUAUAUAUAUAGAACAGUAUAGAUGUUACAGUAUAUAUCUAGAACAGUAUAGAUAUUUUACAUUAUAUCUAGAACAGUAUAGAUCUGUUACAGUAUAUUUCUAUAACAGUAUAGAUAUUUUACAUUAUAUCUAGAACAGUAUAGAUAUGUUACAGUAUAUAUCUAGAACAGUAUAGAUCUGUUACAUUAUAUAUCUACAACAGUAAUAAUCUGUUACAUUAUAUAUCUAUAACAGUAUAGAUAUUUUACAUUAUAUAUCUAUAACAGUAUAGAUAUUUUACAUUAUAUAUCUAUAACUUUAUAGAUAUUUUACAUUAUAUCUAGAACAGUAUAGAUAUGUUACAGUAUAUAUCUAGAACAGUAUAGAUCUGUUACAGUAUAUAUCUAGAACAGUAUAGAUAUGUUACAUUAUAUCUAGAACAGUAUAUCUGUUACAUUAUAUAUCUAUAACAGUAUAGAUCUGUUAAAUUAUAUCUACAACAGUAUAGACAUUUUACAUUAUAUCUACAACAGUAUAGAUCUGUUACAGUAUAUAUAUAGAACAGUAUAUAUAGGUUACAGUAUAGAUCUGUUACAGUAUAUAUCUAGAACAGUAUAUAUAUUUUACAUUAUAUCUACAUUAUAGAACAGUAUAGAUAUGUUACAGUAUAUAUCUAGAACAGUAUAGAUGUUACAGUAUAUAUCUAGAACAGUAUAGAUAUUUUACAUUAUAUCUAGAACAGUAUAGAUCUGUUACAGUAUAUAUCUAGAACAGUAUAGAUAUGUUACAGUAUAGAUCUAAAACGGUAUAGAUAUUUUACAUUAUAUCUAGAACAGUAUAGAUCUGUUACAGUAUAUAUCUAGAACAGUAUAGAUAUGGUACAGUAUAGAUCUAGAACAGUAUAGAUAUGGUACAGUAUAGAGCUAGAGCAGUAUAGAUCUGUUACAGUGUAGAUCUAGAACAGUAUAGAUCUGUUACAGUAUAUAUCUAGAACAGUAUAGAUAUGGUAGAGUAUAGAUCUAGAACAGUAUAGAUAUGGUACAGUAUAGAUCUAGAACAGUAUAGAUAUGGUACAGUAUAGAUCUAGAACAGUAUAGAUAUGUUACAGUGUAGAUCUAGAACAGUAUAGAUCUGUUACAGUAUAGAUCUAGAACAGUAUAGAUAUGUUACAGUAUAUAUCUAUAACAGUAUAGAUAUGGUCCAGUAUAUUUCUAGAACAGUAUAGAUAUGGUACAGUAUAGAUCUAGAACAGUAUAGAUCGUACAGUUAUAGAUCUAGAACAUAUAGUGUACGUAUAGAUCUAGAACAGUAUAGAUCUGUUACAGUAUAGAUCUAGAACAGUAUAGAUAUGGUACAGUAUAGAUCUAGAACAGUAUAGAUCUGUUACAGUAUUUAUCUAUAACAGUAUAGAUAUGGUACAGUAUAUAUCUAGAACAGUAUAGAUAUGUUACAGUAUAUAUCUAUAACAGUAUAGAUAUGGUACAGUAUAUAUCUAGAACAGUUUAGAUAUGGUACAGUAUGAUCUGACAGUUAUAGAUCUAGAACAUUAUAAAUCUGUUACAGUAUAGAUCAAACAUUUAGUCUUUUUACAGUAUUUAUCUAAAACAGUUAUAUGGUACAGUAAUUCUAGAACAGAAAUAGAAUGUUACAGUAUAUAUCUACCCCCGUAUAGAUUGGUACAUUUAUAAUCUAGAACGUAUAAAAAAUUAUUUUAAACAGAAAUAUAUCUAUAACGUAUAGAUAUAGUACAGUAUAGAUCUAAACAGUAUAGUAUGUUACAGUAUAAUCCUUAACAUAUAAUAUGGUACAUUAUAUAUCUAGAACGCAUAAAUGUUACGAAAUAUAUCUAUAACAUAUAAAAUAGGGUACAGUAUAAUCUAGAACAGUAUAGAUAGGUACAUUAAGUUUCAGAACAGUUAGAUCUGUUACAGUGUAGAAUCCUGUUGUCCCCUACUGUUGUAGAACUUGAAAUUCACUUAGUUUUCGGGUUGUUUUGAACCAUAAACUCUAUUUUGUGUGUGUUGUUGUGGUGUGGUUGUGUGUGUGUCCCCGGGCGUGUACGCUACACCAUCCCCCCCUGGGAGAGCUAGAAGCAAGUGGCGAGGAGGAGCUUCUGAAAGCGGCUGUGUCUAAGUUGACCCUUAACCCUUUCAGAGUCACACAGGUGUCCCAUGUACAACACCUUCCUCACUGUAAAAGAUACACACAAACAGGAGACUGUCUGACAAAAACGCCAAUACAGCACAACACACACACACCACCUACAAUACAUCCCAUAAGUAUAUAUCAACCAUUUCUAUUACAGCCAUCUACAAUACAUCCCCUACAUAUAUAUCAACCCUGCUCUAGUUAAGCCAUCUAAAAUACAUCCCUACAUAUAUAUCAACCCUGCUUUUAGUUAACAGCCAUCUACAAUACAUCCCAUACAGUAAUAACCCACCCUGCUCUAGUUAAAAAAGCCAUCUACAAUACACCCCCCUACUAUAUAUCAACCAGCUCUGUUACGCCAUCUACAAUACAUCCCCUAAAAGUAUAUCAACCAGCUCUAGUUACGCCACCCCUACAUACAUCCCCUAAAGUAUAAAAUCAACCACUCUAGUUAACAGGCACUACAAUACAUCCCUACAGUAUAUAUCAACCGCUCUAGUUACAAGCCAUCACAAACAUCCCCUACAGAAAUAUAUCAACCACUCUGGGUUACAGCCAUCACAAUACACCCCUACAGUAUAUCAACCCAGCUCUAGUUACACCAUCUACAAUACAUCCCCUACAGUAUAUAUAACCCUGCCUAUUUAAACAGCCAUCUACAAUACACCCAACAGUAUAUAUCAACCAGCUCUAUUUAAACAAGCAUCUCCCCACCCAUCCCCUACUUCUACCCAACCCCCCACUCUGUAACAGCCAUCUCCCAUACAUCCCCUACAGUAUAUAUCAACCCUGCUCUAGUUACAGCCAUCACAUACACCCCACAGAAAUAUAUCAACCAGCUCUAGUUACAGCCUCUAAUACAAUCCUCAUACAGUAUUAAUCCCCUGCUCUAGUUACACCCAUUACAUACAUCCCCUACGUAAUAUCCAACCAGCUCAGUUACAAGCCAUCUACAAUACAUCCCCUACAGUAUAUCAACCAGCUCUAGUUACAAGCCAGCUACAAUAACCUCAUACAGUAAAAAUAAAAACCCUGCGGUAGUUACAGCCAUCUACAAUACAUCCCUACAGUAAAUCACCCUGCCUAGUUACAGCCAUCUACAAUACAUCCCCUACAGUAAUAUCAACCAGCUCUAGUUACAGCCAUCUACAAUAAAAUCCCCACAGUAUAUCAACCACUCUAGUUAACAGCCAUCUCCCAAAACCCAUACAGUAUAAUAAACCAGCUCAAAGUUAACAACAGCCAUCUACAAACCCCCUACGGGUAUAUACAACCAACUCUAGUUAAAAGCCAUCUACAAUACAUCCCACGAAAUAUACAAACAGCUCUAGUUAAAAAAGCCAUCUACAAUACAUCCCCUACGUAUAUAUAAAAACCAGCUCAGUUACGCCAUCUACAAUACAUCCCACGUAUAUAUCACCGGCUCUAGUUAAAACAAAGCCAUCUACAUCCUCCCCUACAGUAUAAUCAACCCAGCCUAGUAAAGCCACUCAAUACACCCCCUACGUAUAUAUCAACAGCUCUAGUAAAAAGCCAUCUCAAACAUCCCCUACAGUAUAUAUCACCCAGCUCUAGUUACAGCCACUACAAUACAUCCCCUACAGUAUAUAAAACCAGCUCUAAUUACAAAGCCAUCUACAAUACAUCCCCUACGUAUAUAUCAACCCUGCUCUGUUACAGCCAUCUACAAUACUUUCCCCUACAGUUAUCAACCAGCUCUAUUACAGCCACUACAAUACAUCCCCUACAUUUAAAAUCAACCAGCUCUAGUUACAGCCAUCUACAAUAAUUCCCCCUACAGUAAUAUCAACCAGCUCUAUUUACAGCCAUCUACAAAAACAUCCCCUACAGUAUAUCAACCAGCUCUAGUUACAGCCAUCUACAAUACAUCCUCUCAGUAUAUUCAACCUGCUCUAGUUACACAGCCAUCUACAAUACAUCCCCUACAGUAUAUAUAAAACCCUGCUCUAGUUACGCCAUCUACAAUACCAUCCCCAUACAGUAUAUAUCAACCCUGCUCUAGUUACAGCCAUCUACAUACAUCCCAAUACAGUAUAUAUCAACCAGCUCUAGUUACAGCCAUCUACAUACAUACCCCUACCAGUAAUAAAAACCCGCUCUAGUUACAGCAUCUACAAUCCCUCAAAACGUAAAACAACCCGCUCUAGUUACCAAACCAUCUACAAUACAUCCUCAUACAGUAUUAUCAACCCAGCUCUAGUUACAGCCUCUACAAUACUCACCCUACAGUAUAUAUUACCCUGCUCUAGUUACACAGCCAUCUACAAUACAUCCCCAUACAGUAUAUAUCCACCCUGGCUCUAGUUACAGCCAUCUACAAAUACAUCCCCCUACAGAUAUAUCAACCCAGCUCUAGUUAGCAGCCAUCUACAAUACCUCCUCAUACAGUAUAUAUCAACCACUCUAGUUUACAAGUCCAUCUACACUACCUCCCCUACAGUAUAUAUCAACCCAGCUCUAGUUACAGCCAUCUACAAUACAUCCCCAUACAGUAUAUAUCAACCCUGCUCUAGUUACAGCCAUCUACAAUACACCCCCUACAGUAUAUAUCAACCAGCUCUAGUUACAGCCAUCUACAAUACAUCCUCAUACAGUAUAUAUCAACCCUGCUCUAGUUACAGCCAUCUACAAUACAUCCCCUACAGUAUAUAUCAACCAGCUCUAGUUACAGCCAUCUACAAUACAUCCCCUACAGUAUAUAUCAACCAGCUCUAGUUACAGCCAUCUACAAUACAUCCUCAUACAGUAUAUAUCAACCCUGCUCUAGUUACAGCCAUCUACAAUACAUCCCCUACAGUAUAUAUCAACCCUGCUCUAGUUACAGCCAUCUACAAUACAUCCCCUACAGUAUAUAUCAACCAGCUCUAGUUACAGCCAUCUACAAUACAUCCCCUACAGUAUAUAUCAACCAGCUCUAGUUACAGCCAUCUACAAUACAUCCCCAUACAGUAUAUAUCACCAGCUCUAGUUACAGCCAUCUACAAUACAUCCCCUACAGUAUAUAUCAACAACCUCUAGUUAACAGCAUCUACAAUACAUCCCCUACAUAUAUAUCACCAGCUCUAGUUACAACAGCCUAUCUACACUACAUCCCCUACAGUAUAUAUCAACCACUCUAGUUACAGCCAUCUACAAUACAUCCCCUACAGUAUAAAAUCAACCCGCUCUAUUUUUACAGCCAUCUACAAUACAUCCCUACAGUAUAUAUCAACCCAGCUCUAGUUACAGCCAUCUACAAUACAUCCCCUACAGUAUAUAUCAACCAGCUCUAGUUACAGCCAUCUACAAUACAUCCCCUACAGUAUAUAUCAACCCAGCUCUAGUUACAGCCAUCUACAAUACAUCCCCUACAGUAUAUAUCAACCACUCUAAUUACAGCCAUCUACAAUACAUCCCCUACAUAUAUAUCAACCCUGCCUCUGUUACAAGCCAUUUUACAAUACACCCCCUACAGUAUAUAUCAACCAGCUCUAGUUCCCAGCCUCUCCCAAUACAUCCCCUACAGUAUAUAUAAACCCAGCUCUUUUACAGCCAUCUACAAUACAUCCCCUACAGUAUAUAUCAACCAGCUCUAGUUAAAAGCCACUACAAUACAUCCCCUACAGUUUUUAUCACCAGCUCUAGUUACACCAUCUACAAACAUCCCAUACAUUAUAAUACACCCUGCUCUAGUUCCCAGCAUCUAAAAUACAUCCCCUACAGUAUUAUCAACCCUGCUCUAGUUAAAAGCCAUCUACAAUACAUCCCCAUACAGUAUAUAUCAACCCUGCUCUAGUUACAGCCAUCUACAAUACAUCCUCAUACAGUAUAUAUCAACCAGCUCUAUUACAGCCAUCUACAAUACCCCCCUACAGUAUAUAUCAACCCAGCUCUAUUUUACAGCCAUCUACAAUACAUCCCUCAUACAGUAUAUAUCAACCCUGCUCUAUUUAAACAGCCAUCUACAAUACAUCCUCUACAGUAAUAUCACCCAGCUCUAGUUACAGCCAUCUACAAUACAUCCCCUACAGUAUAUAUUAACCCUGCUCUAGUUACAGCCAUCUACAAUACAUCCCCUACAGUAUAUAUCAACCCUGCUCUAGUUACAGCCAUCUACAAUACAUCCCCUACGUAUUAUCAACCCCUCAGUUACAGCCAUCUAAAAUACAUCCUCAUACAGUAUAUAUCAACCAGCUCUAUUACAGCCAUCUACAAUACAUCCCCUACAGUAAAAAUCAACCCAGCUUAGUUUACCGCCAUCUACAAUACAUCCCCUACAGUAUAUAUCAACCAGCUCUAGUUACAGCCAUCUACAAUACAUCCUCAUACAGUAUAUAUACAUACCGGUAUGUUCUAAAAACGUGAUGAUUUGUCCGUCAUCAUUUCAGCCUGUCAGACGGUGUCCUUGGGGAGGGCAUACCUGCAGUCAGAGAUCUCCACAAGCUGGAGUUUGAGUGAGUAUCAUUAUUAAACCCAAUCCCCUAUCACUAGGUAAUAAAACUCAAUAAACUUUUCACUCGAUUUAACACUAGCUAAUAAGUCAAUAAACGUUGAUUUGACUAGGUAAUAAGUCAAACUUUGAUUUGAUUUUAUAGUCCCCCCUGUAGCUCAGUUGGUAGAGCAUGGCGCUUGCAACGCCAGGGUUGUGGGUUCGUUUUCCCACGGGGGCGGCAGGGGGGGGUGGGGGCAGUAUGAAAAAUGUAUGCACUCACUUAACUGUAAGUCGCUCUGGAUAAGAGCGUCUGCUAAAACGACUAAAAUGUACAAAAUGUAAUUUGACUAGGUAAUAACUCAAGAGUUACCCAAUGGUUUGUGUGUUUUCUGUGUGUAGGUUGGGUCCAGUGAAUGGGCCCCUGGCUCUCCCUAAACUCCUGGAGCUGCUGCCAGGCACUGCACAGUCUACAACAUCUGGAGUGAGUACUGCACCCACUAAUGGACGACGUGACGGCAGGACAACGGUGCGCCGUUUUGUUGUCUAGUUGAUUAUGGCGUUUGUCUAAUCUCUCUGUCUCCCUCUCCUAGUCUGGAGAACAGUAAGCUGGGGGACAGCGGAGCGGAGGGGCUGGCUGAAGCUGUGUCGUCUCUCUCCUCUCUGCAGAUUAUCAAGUAAGAACCUCACACUGAGCUCUCUACUUCCUAGAUCAGGGGUCUCCCAACCUGUCGAUCUCAGAGCUCUCUACUUCCUAGAUCAGGGGUCUCCCAACCUGUCGAUCACAGAGCUCUCUACUUCCUAGAUCAGGGGUCUCCCAACCUGUCGAUCACAGAGCUCUCUACUCCCUAGAUCAGUGGUCACCAACCUGUCAGAUCACAGAGCUCUCUACUUCCUAGAUCAGGGGUCUCCCAACCUGUCGAUCACAGAGCUCUCUACUCCCUAGAUCAGCGGUCUCCCAACCUGUCGAUCACAGAGCUCUCUACUUCCUAGAUCAGGGGUCUCCCAACCUGUCGAUCACAGAGCUCUCUACUCCCUAGAUCAGGGGUCACCCAACCUGUCGAUCACAGAGCUCUCUACUUCCUAGAUCAGGGGUCUCCCAACCUGUCGAUCACAGAGCUCUCUACUCCCUAGAUCAGGGGUCUCCCAACCUGUCGAUCACAGAGCUCUCUACUCCCUAGAUCAGGGGUCUCCCAACCUGUCGAUCACAGAGCUCUCUACUUCCUAGAUCAGGGGUCUCCCAACCUGUCGAUCACAGAGCUCUCUACUUCCUAGAUCAGAGGUCUCCCAACCUGUCGAUCACAGAGCUCCGCUACUACUCCCUAGGUCAGCGGGUCACCAACCGGGAUCAGAUCACAGAGCUCUCUACUUCCUAUUAUCAGGGUCUCCCACCUGUCAAACUCAAGAUCUCACUUCCUAGAUCAUGUGCUCCCAACUGUCGAUCACAGAGCUCUCUACUUUUCCUAGUCAGGGGUCUCCCACCUGUCGAUCAAGAGCUCUCUACCCCUAGAUCGGGGUCACCCAACCUGUCCCAUCACAAGCUCUCUACUUCCUAGAUAAGGUCUCCCAACCCGUCGAAACACGAGCUCUCACUCCCCAAUCAGCGGGCUCCCCAACCUGUCAUCACAGGCCUCUCCUUCCUAGAUCAGGUGGGUUUCCCAACCUGUCGUCACAAGCUCUCUACUCCCUAGAAACAGGGUCACCAACCUGUCGAUCACAGAGCUCUCUACUUCCUAGAUCAGGGGUCUCCCCCCAAACCCGUCGAUCACGAGCUCCUCUAAAUCCCUAGAUCAGGGUCUCCCCCUGCGUCACAAGCUCUCUACCCCUAGUCAGGGGUCCCCAACCUUUGAUCACAGAGCUCUCUACUUCCUAGAUCAGGGUCCCCAACCGUCGAUCACGAGCUCUCUACUUCCUAGAUCAGAGGUCUCCCACCUGUCGAUCACAACUCUCUCUCCCUAGGUCAGCGGUCACCAAACCCGGGCAAUCACAGAGCUCUCUACUCCCUAGAUCAUGGUCUCCAACCUGUCAUCACAGAGCUCUCUACUUCCUAGAUCAGUGGGUUACCCAACCUGUCGAUCAAAAGCUCUCACUCCCUAGUCAGAGUCCCACCUGUCGAUCACAGCUCUCUCUUCCUAGAUCAGCGGUCACCACCUGUCGAUCACAGAGCUCUCUACUUCCUGAUCAGCGGUCACCAACCGUCGAUCACAGAGCCUCUCUUCCUAGAUCAGGGUCACCACCUGUCGUCACAGGCCUCUACCCCUAGAUCAGCGUCCCCAACCUUCGACACAGACUCUCUACCCCAGAUCAGUGGUUACCAAACCGUCAAUCACAGAGCCUCCUUCCCGAUCAGUGUUACAACCUGUCGAUCACAGAGCUCUCUUCCUAGCAGCGUCCCCCAACCGUCGAUCCGGCUCUCUAUUUCUAGACAGGGUACCACCUCCCAAAACAGAGCUCUCUACUCCCUAUCAGGUCACCAAGGUCAGAUCACCGUGUCUUCAUUUCCUCAGUCAUAGAUGUAAAAAGAGAAGCCUCGAACCACAGCAAAAUUGAUACUGUGACUUUUAAAAAUUUAAAAACCAUGACUAACGACUCAACGAGUACCAAAGACUGCUGUUUUAGAUAAGUAGUUUAGUUGUUAACGCCGUAACACUUGUUCCACCUUUAGACAAAAAAAUCACGUUCUCCUACUUCCACUCACCUCAACCCUGCACCUAUGAUAUACACAACGUUCCAUAACUUGCGUGUUAUUAUUAGUGGCUUUGGUCUUUAAUGUCGAGAAUAUUUCACUUUUCUCUGUCAUAAGGGUACACAUAAUUGAUGCUAGGCAAAUUAAUGCAGUGUGACUUGAGUUUCGCAUCACUGAACUGUGUCCCUUUUCUCAGCGAGGAGGGAGAGAGGGGACGUGAGUCGGGUGAGGGCCUCACGCUGCUCCUCCCUCCCCAGACUGACCAUCAGAUCAGUCAUCAUCGCCUCACCGCUGCUCCCUCCCCUCAACUGACCAUCAGUUUUCGUCAGCCCACCACUCUCCCCCCUCCCCUCAGACUGACCAUCAAUGCAGGCCAUCAGUCAGCCUCAACCACGCUGCUCCCUCCCUCCCCUCAGACUGACCAUCAGAUGCAGGCCAUCAGUCAGCCUCACCGCUGCUUCCCUCCCCUCAGACUGACCAUCAGAUAUCAGGUCAUCAGUCAGCCUCACCUGCUGCUCCCUCCCCCCCUCAGACUGACCAUCAGGUCAUCAGUCACGCCUCACCGCUGCUCCCUCCCUCCCCUCAGACUGACCAUCAGAUCGCAUCAGUCACCUCACCGCUGCUCCCUCCCUCCCUCCCCUCAGACUGACCAUCAGAUGCAGUCCAUCAGUCAGCCUCACCGCUGCUCCCUCCCUCCCCUCAACUGACCUCACCUCAUCGCCUCCGCCUCCUCCCUCCCCUCAGACUGACCAUCAGAUGCAGGUCAUCAGUCACGCCUCACCGCUGCUCCCUCCCCCCUCAGACUGACCAUAUCAGGCCAUCAGUCAGCCCUCACCACUGCUCUCCCUCCCUCCCCUCAGACUGACCAUCAGUCAUCAGUCAAGCCUCACCGCUGCUCUCUACCUCCCUCCCCUCAGACUGACCAUCAGAUGCAGGUCAUCAGUCAGCCUCACGCUGCUCCCUCCUCCUCCCCUCAGACUGACCAUCAGUCCAGUAAAAAGAAACAGCAAAUGAUUCUGCUAACUCAGCUGUGCCUCCCUCACAAGUAAUACAACAAAUGAUCUAUUACCAGUGUCAUCAUAUACCACAUUUUGUUCUAUACAUUUCAAAAUAGUCUGAGAAGAUCAACAUUGGCAGGGCAGUUCAAUCAUAGCCAUAUGCAGUGAUAAUGUUUUGGCCCUAUAGCCUACUGCACAAACCUCAUUGCUACAGAACGGUAUUUAAUUGGUUAAUGUCUUAUGUUUUGUAAUUCUUUUAUUUAAAAAAAGAUAUGAGCUGUAGAUCUCUGCUUGCAUUUUGACUCAGAAAAGGUUGGUCGACCACUGCCCUAGAUAAUAUCUAUCAGCAAAAACAUUCAGUCAGUUACUGUGCUUUUGAGAACAGUGUUUAUGAUCCCUCUCCUCCUCCUCCUCCUCUCCUCUCUCUUCUCCUCCCCUCCUCUCUCUCCUCCUCCUCUCCUCUCUCUUCUCCUCCCCUCCUCUCCUCUCCUCUCUCUCCUCUCCUCUCCUCUCCUCUCCUCUCCUCCCCUCCUCUCCUCCUCCUCCCCUCCUCUCCUCCUCCUCCCUCUCCUCCUCUCUUCUCCUCCCCUCCUCUCUCUUCUCCUCUCCUCUCCUCCUCUCUCCUCUCCUCCCCUCCUCUCUCCCCUCCUCUCUCUUCUCCUCCCCUCCUCCCCCUCCUCUCUCCUUCUCCUCUUCCUCCUCCUCCUCCCUCUCCUCCUCUCUCUUCUCCUCUCCUCCUCCUCCUCCCUCUCCUCCUCCCUCCCUCUCUCUCUUCUCCUCCUCCUCCCCUCCUCUCCUCUUCUCCUCUCCUCUCCUCUCUCUCUCUCCUCCCUCCUCCCUCUCCUCUCCUCUCUCCUCCUCUCCUCUCCUCUUCCUCUCCUCUCCUCUCCCUCUCCUCUCCUCUCCUCUCCUCUCCUCUCCUCUCCUCUCCUCUCCUCUCCUCUCCUCUCUCAGUCUGUCUCAGAACUGUAUAGGAGACCAUGGACUAGAGAGACUGGCUCCUGCCCUGUCCACCCUCCCCUCACUGCACUGUCUCAGGUAUACACACACACACACACCACACACCACACACACACACACACCCACACACACACCCACACACACACACACAACACACACACACCACACACACCCACCCUGUCUGUGUCCUCUUAAUCUGAUGGUCUAAUCCUGUCUAUUGUCCAGUCUGUAAUCUGAUGGUCUAAUCCUGUCUGUUGUCCAGUCUGUAAUCUGAUGGACUAAUCCUGUCCAGUCUGUAAUCUGAUGGUCUAACCCGCUUUGCCCAGUUGUUAAUCGAGGUCAAACCUGUCUGUUUCCAGUCUGUAAUUGUGGUUAAUCCUGUCCAUUGGAAUCUGAUGGUCUAAUUGUUUUGUUCCAGUCUGAAACCCGAUGGUCUAAUCUGUCAUUGUCCAGUCUGUAAUCUUGGUCAAAUCCGUCCAGUUGUAAUCUGAUGGCUAACCCUUCCAGUCUGAAUCUGAUGAUCAAAUCCUGUCUUUUGCCCAGUCUGAAAUUUGGUAAAAACCCGUCUAUUGUCCAGUUGAAAUCUGGGGUUUAAACCCUGGUUUUUUCCCAGACUGUAAUCUGUGGUCAAUCCUUUCAUUUCCAUUUUAAAAUCUGUGGUCAAACCCUGUCUUUUGCCAGUCUGUAAUUGAUGGUUAACCGUCUUUUUGCCUUUUGAAAAUCUGAGGUCUAACCUGUUAUGCCCAGUCGAAAUGGGGUUAAAUCUGUCUAUUGUCCGUCUGAAAUUGAUGGUUAAUCCGUCUUUGUCCAGUCUGAUCUGAGGCUAAUCCUGCCAGUCGAAAUCUGAGGUUUCUUCUUUAUUGUCCAGUCGUAAUCUGAUGGUCUAAUCCGUCUAAGCCCAGUCGUAAUCUGAGGGCAAAUCCUGUCUAUUGUCCAGUCUGUAAUCUGAGGUUAACCCUGCUUUUUGUCCAGUCUAAAAUUGAGGGUUUAAUCCUGUUUUUGUCCAGCUGUAAUCGAUGGUCUAAUCCUGCUUUUGCCCAGUUGUAAUCUGUGGGUUAACCCGUCUAUUGUCCUUUUAAAAUUGAGGUUAACCUGUCGUUGCCAGUCUGAAUCCGAUGGUCAAUCGUCUUUUUGUCCAGUCUUAUCUGAUGGUCUAAUCCUGUCUAUUGUCCAGCUGUAAUUGAGGGUCAAUCCUUUUAUGCCCAGUCUGAAAUCUGAUGGUCAACCCGUUAUUUGUCCUCUGAAUCGAUGGUCUAACUGUCUAUUGUCCAGUCUGUAAUCUGAUGGUCUAAUCCUGUCUAUUGUCCGCUGAAAUUGAGGGUCAAUCCAGCUAUUGCCAGUCUGAAAUCGAGGGUUAAUCCUGUCAUUGUCCGUCUGAAAUCGGGGUUAAUCCUGUCUAUUGUCCAGUCUGUAAUCUGAUGGUCUAAUCCUGUCUAUUGUCCAGUCUGUAAUCUGAUGGUCUAAUCCUGUCUAUUGUCCAGUCUGUAAUCUGAGGUCUAACCCUGUCUAUUGUCCAGUCGUAAUUGUGGUCUUCCUGUUUUUGCCAGUCUGUAAUCUGUGGUCAAACCCUGUCUAUGCCCAGCGAAUCUGAUGGUCUAAUCCUGUCUUUGUCCAGUCGUAAUUGAGGGGUAAAUCCUGUUAUUGCCAGUCUUAAUCGGGGUCUAAUCCUGUCGUUGUAGUCUGUAAUCUGAUGGUCUAACCCUGUCUGUUGUCCAGUCUGUAAUCUGAUGGUCUAAUCCUGUCUAUGUAGUCUGAACUGAGGGUCUAAUCCUGUCUAUGUCCAUUGUAAUCUGAGGGGUCUUCCUGCCCGGGUCUGUAAUCCGAUGGUCUAACCUGUUUAUUUCCAUCUGUAAUCUGAUGGUCUAAUCCUGUCUGUUGUCCAGCGUAUUGAGGUUUAACCCCGUUGUUGCCCAGUCGUAAUUGAUGGUCAACCCUGUCGUGUCCGUCUGUAACCCGAUGGUCAAAUCCUGUCUUUGUCCAGUCUUAAUUGAUGGUCUAACCCUUUGUUUCCAGUCUGUAAUUGAUGGUCUAACCCUGUCCAGUCUUAAUUGAUGGUCUAAUCUGUUUAUUGCCAGUCGAAAUUGAUGGUCAUCCUGUCUUUUCCAGUCUGUAAUCUGAUGGUUAAUCCGUCCAGUCUGUAAUCGAGGUUAACCCUGUUUUUUUCCAUCUGAAAUUGAUGGUCUAAUCCUGCCAGCGUAAUUGGGGGUCAAAUUUGUCUAUUGUCCGUCUGUAAUUGAGGGUCUAAUCCGUCUAUUGUCCAGUCUGAAUCUGAUGGUUAAUCCUGUCUUUUUGUCCAGUCUGUAAUUGAUGGUCAAAUCCUGUCUGUUGCCCAGUCUGUAAUUGAGGGUCUAAUCCGUCCAGUCUGUAAUCUGAGGGUUUAACCCUGUUAUUUCCAGUCUGAAAUCGAUGGUCAACCCUGUCUAUUUCCAGUCUGUUCGUGGUCAAAUCCUGUCAUGUCCAGUCUGAACUGAUGGUCUACAACAUUCGGAGAGUGCGCCCCUCCUUUAAAAGGAAGGGCGCAGGUCCGUCCAGCAUUUGUCAUUCCCCUCGGACUACUGAAAAUGGGUUUUGGCGGGGGCCCCCCCCGGGGGGCCCUUUAAAAAACCCACAAUCUCCGAAUCCCCAGCCUUUGGUGUUAAACCUUCCCAAGUUCUCUAAAGUCCCCCCCCCCCUUCCCUCCCACCCCCCACUGGUUUCCCAGUUGAAGCUCGCACCUACUACAAACCUGGUGCUUUCCUUUUGGAGCAGGGGGGGAACGGCACCCCCUACCUUCAGGCUUGAUCAGUCCCUUCCCCCCAAACGAGGACAUGGUUUUUCCACCCUUUGGGCCCGCUGGUCCCCUUCCCCCGGAAGCCCCGUCCCCCCAGCCCAUAAAACUGUUCGCUGCUUGGACCCAAUGGGGUGGAACAAGCUCCUCACGACGCCGACAGGGGUACUAACCCCCUCCCGGGACAUUGAAACCCCCCCUCUUUAAGGAAUACUGGGUAGGCUAAGUAUUUUUCUAACCCCCCCCCCCCCCCCCCCCCCCCAAAUUGUAAAGUGGUUAUCCCCCUGGCCCCAUAGGGUGAACGCACAAAUUUUUGGAGUCCUUGGUAAGAGCGUUUUAAAUGACGUUAAUGGCCCUUGGGAAGGACUUUUCCCUAAUGUCCGUAAGUCGCUCUGGUUUUAAAAGGUUGUAAAAGACUAAAAAGUAAAAUGUAAAUUUAAAAAGUCAAUCCUUUCCAGUCUGAUUGAUUUGGGCUAAUCCUUUUGUUUUCCCGCGUAAAUUUUUGAGGUCUAAACCUGUCCGCUGUAAACUAUGGUCUAAAAACCGUUUUUUAUCGUACAGUAAUGUGAUAUCAGACGGGGGUGCUGACAGUCUGGCUGCUGUUUUACCUCAGAUGACAUCACUCAGCGACCUGGAGUAAGUCUGAAACCAUUUUUUAAAAACAAACAUGACUCGGAAAAGGGUAGAUCCCAAUGGGUCAGUACGUGGGGGCAAUACUCCGGGUUCAGAACUACUACGGUUUGACUCAGUGUCGUCCCCCCCCCCCCCCCCAUGUUGUCUGCAGUGUAAAGUACAACAGGUUUAAGCCUGGGGGCCAGAGUUGGCUUCCCGUUGAGGGGGUCGUGGUCAAGGUCUGGGGUAGGACCCUCAUCUAAUACAAUCAUAUCAUGAUAACAGAUAGGGAAAAAUCCAUGGCAGGAUCUAAACAAUCUAUCAUGAUAAAGUUAAAGGGGGAAUCCAUGGACAAAGGGGUCUAAUUUCAAUCAAUCAUAUAACAGAUAGGAGGAAUCCAGGAUAGGAGUUAAUAUAAUCUAUCAUGAUAAAGUAUGGAGGAAAUCCAUGGAUCAGGGGUCUAAAACAAUAACAUGAAACGUAUGGAGGAAAUCCAGGGUCAGGAGUUAAUAAAAACUAUAUGAUAAAGUAGGAGGGAAACCCCGGAUCAGGGGUCUAAUCAAUCAUAUUUAUGAUAAGAAGGAGGAAAAUCCUGGCCCCGGGGUCUAAUAAAUCAUUCAUGAUAACGUAUAGGAGGAACUCCAUGGAUCAAUAGCUAAUUUCAAACAUAUAAGUAACAUAUACAGGGGGGAGAAAAAGAUUUGAUACACUGCCGAUUUUGCAGGGUUUUUUACUUACAGAGCAGUAGAGGGCUUAAUUUUUUAUCAAAGGGCACUUCAACGUGGAGAGGAAUCUAAAACAAAAAAACCAGAAAAUCAAAUUUUUGAUUUUUAAUAAAAAUUUGCAUUUUAAAACUCCAAUAACUGUAGAAUAGAAGAAAACAUGAAAACAAAGGCUGGGUUUCACAGUAAAAAAAAAAUGCCAAGUAAUUGACACGGGUAAUAAUGGGGGAACAGGGAGAGGAGAGAGGAGAGAGCGGAGCGAGAGAGAGGAGAGAGGAGAGAAGGAGAAAAGAGAGAAGAGAACGGAGCAAAGAGAGAGAAGAGAGAGGAAAGAGAAGAAUAGACGAGAGAGAAGAGAGAGGAAGACGGAGAAGAGAGAGAUGAGGAAGAGGAGGAAGAUCAAGGUAAGAUAUAGCUAGAGAACUACCAUAUUAUAUAUAAUAUAUAAGGCAAUUAUUUUCCAUUAAUAUAUCUAAUCAUAUCUCUACCUCCCCAACUCUUAUCCUCUUCUCUCUCCCCAUCUAUCUCCCCCUCUUCUCCCCUCUAGAUGGGCUCUGUAUCUCGUCUUCCACCUCCACCCCCUUCCUCUACUUCGUGGUGGAACGCGUGUAUUCCCUACGGGGUGUUAGAGAGACUGCAACAACAGGAUCCACGGAUUCAGCUGCUCUAGAACAUUGUUCAAAUGUUGUUUCUAACAGAACCCCAGAGGAUACAGUCACUCCUAGAACAUUUUUUCUGUUCUAGAACUGUGUCUUACCAUCAAGGAUAGGGAAACAAACCCACUCUAGAACACGGUCUAUGGGGUUCAGCCAUGCAGGAUUCGAGUGGAGCCAUAUAUUAUUUAAAAAAACUUUCCCUUGAAGCUGUUCUCAGGGUUUGCUAUUGGUUAUAUGCACUGUUCUGCAUAGAGAUCCUAUUUAAAUGACUAGAGGGGGCUUUGUCAUAAACCCUCAAGGUUCCAGAAAUUGGGGUGAAAAUGGCAGCCAUCUUGGUCAGGGAGAAAUCCAAACCAGUCUAAUUGGUAUGAAUGGCAGUAGAGGCAGAAUCCCGAUUUUUACUAUGCAGGACAAUAAAAGUUAGACGUGAUGUAUCAGAAAUUGUGUGAUAGAAUUAUUGUCAACCUAAAAUAUUGUCAUAUAAUUAUAAAUACAGUUUAUACGGGGUUUAUACACAUUUGCUGUAUAAAUAACCUCUAAAAUAUAUAUAAACAGACCACAAAUAUCUCAAUUUAAUUUUUCUUGGAAAGCUGUGAGUGCUAUUAUAUGACACAAUAUCAGUACUUGUUGCUUUUACAACUUGUCUUAGUCCUAUCAUUAACUGAUUUCAGACAGGGUAUGGCUGUGGAUUGAAUGUGUUGUUUAAAUUGAAUGUUGGCAGUUAAUUUGACAUAUUAAUGGAAUCAUUCCUCUGAAACUAACUGGCUAGCUAGCUAACAAACUUACAGUGCAGAUAAAUUCUUCAAAUUCAUUAUUUUAUACAAUAUCUUAUCACAGCACUGGCAAACCAUGGUUGAACAACUCCCUGACCAAAAUGGCUGACCUUUAUCCAAUCAUAAGAAGGUUGAUGGCCAUUCUAGAAUUCUCAUUCAGUGCUGUUCUAUCUGUGGUCCUGGACACCACUGUUCUGUCUGUGUUCCCUGGACACCACUGUUCUGUCUGUGUUCCCUGGACACCACUGUUCUGUCUGUGUUCCUGGACACCACUGUUCUGUCUGUGUUCCCUGGACACCACUGUUCUGUCUGUGUUCCCUGGACACCACUGUUCUGUCUGUGUUCCCUGGACACCACUGUUCUGUCUGUGUUCCCUGGACACCACUGUUCUGUCUGUGUUCCCUGGACACCCCUGUUCUGUCUGUGUUCCCUGGACACCACUGUUCUGUCUGUGUUCCCUGGACACCACUGUUCUGUCUGUGUUCCCUGGACACCCCUGUUCUGUCUGUGGUCCUGGACACCACUGUUCUGUCUGUGUUCCCUGGACACCACUGUUCUGUCUGUGUUCCCUGGACACCACUGUUCUGUCUGUGUUCCUGGACACCACUGUUCUGUCUGUGUUCCCUGGACACCACUGUUCUGUCUGUGUUCCCUGGACACCACUGUUCUGUCUGUGUUCCCUGGACACCACUGUUCUGUCUGUGUUCCCUGGACACCACUGUUCUGUCUGUGUUCCCUGGACACCCUGUUCUGUCUGUGUUCCCUGGACACCACUGUUCUGUCUGUGUUCCCUGGACACCACUGUUCUGUCUGUGUUCCCUGGACACCCCCUGUUCUGUCUGUGUUCCCUGGACACCACUGUUCUGUCUGUGUUCCCUGGGACACCCCUGUUCUGUCUGUGUUCCCUGGACACCACUGUUCUGUCUGUGUUCCCUGGGACACCACUGUUCUGUCUGUGUUCCCUGGGACACCACUGUUCUGUCUGUGUUCCCUGGACACCCCUGUUCUGUCUGUGUUCCCUGGACACCCCUGUUCUGUCUGUGUUCCCUGGACACCACUGUUCUGUCUGUGUUCCCUGGACACCACUGUUCUGUCUGUGUUCCCUGGACACCACUGUUCUGUCUGUGUUCCCUGGACACCCCUGUUCUGUCUGUGUUCCCUGGGACACCACUGUUCUGUCUGUGUUCCAUGGGGACACCAAUGUUCUGUCUGUGUUCCCUGGGGACACCAAUUGUUCUGUUCUGUGUUCCCUGGGACACACUGUUAUGUCUGUGUUCCCUGGGACACCCCUGUUCUGUCUGUGUUCCCUGGACACCACUGUUCUGUACUGUGUUCCCUGGACACCCUGUUCUGUCUGUGUUCCAUGACACCAACUGUUAUGUCUGUGUUCCUGGACACCCCUGUUCUGUCUGUGUUCCCUGGACACCACUGUUCUGUCUGUGUUCCCUGGACACCCCUGUUCUGUCUGUGUUCCUGGACACCACUGUAUGUGUGUUAUGGUUCCUUAAUGGUCUGCAGGGUACCUUUUUUAUUUGCACUGACAUUUGAAUGUAUUUGAAUGUAUUUUUUAUACUAGUCUAACUUCAUUCUGUGUGUCUGUGUCUGUGGAACAUUUUUUUGCACUGGAUCAUUAUAUUAAGUUUGCACUGAAAAAUAAAAAUGUUGAGAUAGGCAGAGGAGUUGGUUAAAGAACUGGACCCCCCCAGACUACUCUACACAGUACCAGAUAUAGACAGAGGAGUUGGUUAAAGAACUGGACCCCCCCAGACUACUCUACACAGUACCAGAUAUAGACAGAGGAGUUGGUUAAAGAACUGGACCCCCCCCAGACUACUCUACACAGUACCAGAUAUAGACAGAGGAGUUGGUUAAAGAACUGGACCCCCCCCCCAGACUACUCUACACAGUACCAGAUAUAGACAGAGGAGUUGGUUAAAGAACUGGACCCCCCCCCAGACUACUCUACACAGUACCAGAUAUAGACAGAGGAGUUGGUUAAAGAACUGGACCCCUCCCCAGACUACUCUACACAGUACCAGAUAUAGACAGAGGAGUUGGUUAAAGAACUGGACCCCCCCCCCCAGACUACUCUACACAGUACCAGAUAUAGACAGAGGAGUUGGUUAAAGAACUGGACCCCCCCCCCCAGACUACUCUACACAGUACCAGAUAUAGACAGAGGAGUUGGUUAAAGAACUGGACCCCCCCAGACUACUCUACACAGUACCAGAUAUAGACAGAGGAGUUGGUUAAAGAACUGGACCCCCCCCCCCCCCCCCAGACUACUCUACACAGUACCAGAUAUAGACAGAGGAGUUGGUUAAAGAACUGGACCCCCCCCCAGACUACUCUACACAGUACCAGAUAUAGACAGAGGAGUUGGUUAAAGAACUGGACCCCCCCAGACUACUCUACACAGUACCAGAUAUAGACAGAGGAGUUGGUUAAAGAACUGGACCCCCCCCAGACUACUCUACACAGUACCAGAUAUAGACAGAGGAGUUGGUUAAAGAAACUGGACCCCCCCCCCCAGACUACUCUACACAGUACCAGAUAUAGACAGAGGAGUUGGUUAAAGAACUGGACCCCCCCCCCCAGACUACUCUACACAGUACCAGAUAUAGACAGAGGAGUUGGUUUAAAGAACUGGACCACCCCCCCAGACUACUCUACACAGUACCAGAUAUAGACAGAGGAGUUGGUUAAAGAACUGGACCCCCCCAGACUACUCUACACAGUACCAGAUAUAGACAGAGGAGUUGGUUUAAAGAACUGGACCCCCCAGACUACUCUACACAGUACCAGAUAUAGACAGAGGAGUUGGUUAAAGAACUGGACCCCCCCAGACUACUCUACACAGUACCAGUAUAGACAGAGGAGUUGGUUAAAGAAACUGGACCCCCCCCAGACUUACUCUACACAGUACCAGAUAUAGACAGAGGAGUUGGUUAAAGAAACUGGAACCCCCCCCCCACCCCAGACUACUCUACACAGUACCAGAUAUAGACAGAGAGUUGGUUAAAGAACUGGACCCCCCCCCCCCCCAGACUACUCUACACAGUACCAGAUAUAGACAGAGGAGUUGGUUUAAAGAACUGGACCCCCCAGACUACUCUACACAGUACCAGAUAUAGACAGAGGAGUUGGUUAAAGAACUGGACCCCCCCCCCCCCCCCCCCCCCCCCCCCCCCCCCCAGGACUACUCUACACAGUACCAGAUAUAGACAGAGGAGUUGGUUAAAGAACUGGACCCCCCCCCCCCCCCCCAGACUACUCUACACAGUACCAGAUAUAGACAGAGGAGUUGGUUAAAGAACUGGACCCCCCCCCCCCAGACUACUCUACACAGUACCAGAUAUAGACAGAGGAGUUGGUUAAAGAACUGGACCCCCCCCCCCCAGACUACUCUACACAGUACCAGAUAUAGACAGAGGAGUUGGUUUAAAGAACUGGACCCCCCCCCCCCCCCAGACUACUCUACACAGUACCAGAUAUAGACAGAGGAGUUGGUAAAGAACUGGACCCCCCCCCCCCCCCCAGACUACUCUACACAGUACCAGAUAUAGACAGAGGAGUGGUUAAAGAACUGGACCCCCCCCCCAGACUACUCUACACAGUACCAGAUAUAGACAGAGGAGUUGGUUAAAGAACUGGACCCCCCCCAGACUACUCUACACAGUACCAGAUAUAGACAGAGGAGUUGGUUAAAGAACUGGACCCCCCCAGACUACUCUACACAGUACCAGAUAUAGACAGAGGAGUUGGUUAAAGAACUGGACCCCCCCAGUCUACUCUACACAGUACCAACGUAAUGGUGAUGUUUGUCAGAUACAGGUUAAAUCAGGGUUAUAUCCGUCUGUGCUGUUGAAACGUACUUCCUUUAUAUCAGGUUUCUGUUCCGUGUUUCUAGCUGAAAACAGCUUCAUCAGGAUGUCUGCAGACGGAGAUGACAGAACUACAUUCUUACAUUGAGUACAGAUUACAUUCCUCUCUGGCCUAUCAGAGAUCACCCUGCCUAGACCAUGUAUCAUAGGGGGGGGAGUUUGUUUUUGCGUCACUGGGUUUUGGCGAAGAUUUCACUUCAGGACCAUGUGGGGCGGUCUAAAAUGUGCACGCUUCGCCCAACCGGGCGAUCCAAAACAAACAGGGCCAUGCUAUCAGGUACAGUAGAAUAAUAUCUGUAUCCAAAACAAACACGGUCAUACUAUCAGGUACAGUAGCAUAAUAUCUGUAUCCAAAACAAACACGGUCAUACUAUCAGGUACAGUAGAAUAAUAUCUGUAUCCAAAACAAACAGGGCCAUGCUAUCAGGUACAGUAGAAUAAUAUCGGUAUCCAAAACAAACACGGUCAUACUAUCAGGUACAGUAGAAUAAUAUCUGUAUCCACGGGUAAGCAUGUCCUCUCUGAAACUCAGGGCCCAACACUCACCUACGACCGUAGAGUUUCUCCAGGUAAGCCAGGAAUUUGCUGUACCUGCAAUUGUUCAAUGAACACACAUAAAAGCAACUGACAUGUAUUGCCUCACAUUUGUGCAGGUAAAACAAUUCUGUUCUGUGAAUACCAGUAUUGAAGAGUUCACUUUUGUUACAUUACAUUUUUAGUCAUUUAGCAGACGCUCUUAUCCAGAGCAAUUAGGGUUAAGUGCCUUGCUCAAGGGGCACAUCGACAGAUUUUUCACCUAGUCGGCUCGGGGGAUUAGAACCAGCGACCUUUCGGUUACUGGGCACAACGCUCUUAACCACUAAGCCACCUGCCGCCUCACGUUACAUCAUGUGAGGAGGACAAUUUAAGGUCUUGUUCUUGUUAUUCUACACUGACAUAACUUUCCUCUGCACUGACCUGACUGCAACUGGGUUUGACAACGGCCAGAUGAUGGGAGUGUGUUUCACCUUGCCCAUAUCCCAUCUUAGCAUAAAGCAUGUCCUUGACAAUGCUAAAGAGGGCCCGUCUGUCCUUCAUCUCAACGCCAUGCUCUUUGCUCCAUAGCCACCUCCAGACUGCUUGGAGCAGGUGAAAAACACAGAGGAGGAGGGGGGUUGCCUCCGGGGGAAGGCCUAAUGCUCCUCUCUCUGCCUCGCAGUCGUCGGGGCCACUGCCUGACCUCUGACCUCUCCCAGCAAAUGCAUCCUCCGCCCAAUAUCUCCUUCAGGAGCGCUGAAGGCCCUCAAAAAAAAUGGGUGGCCUCAUCUUCUGACUGGGUGGAAAGAUGAUCCGAAGAGGAAAGACCACCUGCACAUGUGUGCGUCAAUAGUAAAACAACACACUCUGCAGUUCUCUCUGUCCGGAUGUUUCCGGACGAAUCGAUGAAACAUGGCUCCCCACUGUGUUUUUAGCUGAUGGACCCGUUUCGUAAAGGGGGGGGGGGGGGAGCAUAUGGCCACGAGAGGAGUUCCACCUGAAGAUGUUUGCUAUCACAGGUGUUGCUGCGUUUAGAUCUAUCUGCCUCUCUAGUGCUGACGUCAUGAAAGGCCCACUCCGCUCUCCAUACUCUUUCUCUCUUUUUAAAGGGCUUUCUGAUACAAUCUGUGCCAAAUACAUGGUGAAAAUGUCAAAUAAACCUUGUCUCUUAAAAAAAUAUAUAUUCUACAGAAGCUUAUUUUUUAAACAUUUAAUUUUGGCUCUGUAGUUUCCCAGGAUUUGCAAUCUUACACUGUAUAUGAUGUGAAAAUACACUGUUAUCGCCACUUUCCUAAACACAGAUAAUAUAUGAGAUGUAUGUGGGUGAGACCAAUGUAUCUGAAACGUGUGUAUCAUGAAUGGCUUUGAUCAUUUCUCUAGGGAGCAGCAUUUCUCACACACGGAACCAUCCCCUGUGAGUCCACAGCAAAAACACUGGUCUCACUCACUACUGUAUAUAUAGACUCAUAUAGUACUGUAUAUAUAGUCUCAUAUAGUACUGUAUAUAUAGCCUCAUAUAGUACUGUAUAUAUAGCCUCAUAUAGUACUGUAUAUAUAGCCUCAUAUAGUGUAUAUAUACCCUCAUAUAGUACUGUAUAUAUAGUCUCAUAUAGUACUGUAUAUAUAGCCUCAUAUAGUACUGUAUAUAUAGCCUCAUAUAUUACUGUAUAUAUAGCCUCAUAUAGUACUGUAUAUAUAGCCUCAUAUAGUACUGUAUAUAUAGCCUCAUAUAGUACUGUAUAUAUAGCCUCAUAUAUUACUGUAUAUAUAGCCUCAUAUAGUACUGUAUAUAUAGCCUCAUAUAGUACUGUAUAUAUAGCCUCAUAUAGUACUGUAUAUAUAGCCUCAUAUAGUGUAUAUAUAGCCUCAUAUAGUACUGUAUAUAUAGCCUCAUAUAGUACUGUAUAUAUAGUCUCAUAUAGUACUGUAUAUAUAGCCUCAUAUAGUACUGUAUAUAUAGUCUCAUAUAGUACUGUAUAUAUAGCCUCAUAUAGUACUGUAUAUAUAGCCUCAUAUAGUACUGUAUAUAUAGCCUCAUAUAUUACUGUAUAUAUAGCCUCAUAUAGUACUGUAUAUAUAGCCUCAUAUAGUACUGUAUAUAUAGCCUCAUAUAGUACUGUAUAUAUAGCCUCAUAUAUUACUGUAUAUAUAGCCUCAUAUAGUACUGUAUAAAUAGCCUCAUAUAGUACUGUAUAUAUAGCCUCAUAUAGUACUGUAUAUAGCCUCAUAGUGUAUAUAUAGCCUCAUAUAGUACUGUAUAUAUAGCCUCAUAUAGUAAUGUAUAUAUAGUUCUCAUAUGUAUGUAUAUUAGCCUCAUAUAGUACUGUAUAUAGUCUCAUAUAGUACUGUAUAUAUAGCCUCAUAUAGUACUGUAUAUAUAGUCUCAUAUAGUACUGUAUAUAUAGCCUCAUAUAGUACUGUAUAUAUAGUCUCAUAUAGUACUGUAUAUAUAGCCUCAUAUAGUAUGUUAUUACUGUAUAUAGCCUCAUAUAGUACUUUAUAUAUGCCUCAUAUAGUACUGUAUAUAUGCCUCAUAUAGUAAUGUAUAUAUAGUCUCAUAUAGUACUGUAUAUAUAGCCCAUAUAGUACUGUAUAUAUAGCCUCAUAUAGUGUAUAUAUAGCCUCAUAUAGUACUUUAUAUAUAGCCUCAUAUAGUACUGUAUAUAUAGCCUCAUAUAGUACUGUAUAUAUAGCCUCAUAUAGUACUGUAUAUAUAGCCUCAUAUAGUACUGUAUAUAUAGUCCUCAUAUAGUACUGUAUAUAUAGCCUCAUAUAGUACUUUAUAUAUAGCCUCAUAUAGUACUGUAUAUAUAGCCUCAUAUAGUACUGUAUAUAUAGUCUCAUAUAGUACUGUAUAUAUAGCCUCAUAUAGUACUGUAUAUAUAGUAUCAUAUAGUAUUGUAUAUAUAGCCUCAUAUAGUACUGUAUCUGUGUAAAAACAGUUCCCACUGCCAUAGAGAGCACACAGGCCAAUCUAAAUGACCUUUAAAUAUGUUUAAGAAAGAGAGAAGAUGAUGUUGGUGCUGGGAAUAAGGCAUACGUCCCGGUGUCUGGACAGAGAGCUCUAUUUGCAGAGGCAAAUAUGUCAUUAUCCCCCCAUGUUCCAUCCAAAGCUGAUGAAGGGGAGUGCCCAGUCUCAAACAGCCUUGACAAGGUCUCUGUGGCUUUGGCCCCAACAUCCCUGGGGGUUGAAGUGAUCGUGGUUGUGGACAUCGGACCGGAUACACCGGGGAAAGAUGUGGGUCCUCGCUUCCUAGAACAAACAUUUCAUUGUCUUCAGCUAAAUCAAAGUUGGAGAAUGAUUAACCACAAUGGGCAGGCUUGUAUAUGUCAAUAAACCAUUCACACCAUUCUCCUCAGCCUCCCCCUUUCUGGUGACACGGCGUAUCAGAGUGAUUCUCAUUUUGGAUGGACAGCAAGUGUUUUUUUUAUGUUCCCUUGUCGUCUGCAGUGGGGGGGGGGGGGGGGGGGGGCACCUGUAA
Coregonus sp. 'balchen' is the source of this 50675-nucleotide messenger RNA. NCBI's taxonomy places the organism in Eukaryota, Metazoa, Chordata, Actinopteri, Salmoniformes, Salmonidae. The record is from the annotation of a GenBank genome assembly.